AUGUUCAAUGUUAUUUGCUUUAGCAACUUUCAGUUUUCAUUGCCAGGCGUAUACCGAUUAUGCUGGUGUGCCGCGACAUUUUCCUGUGGCAUCCAAGAGGAUUUUCGGGUGGAUGCCGGAGGAUUUCUCAUCGUCGGACCCUCGCCAUUGAUGCAAAGCCGAACUUGCGUGAGUGGGUACACUUGUCUGGUCGGCUCUUUUACAGGAGUCUUCCUGAACGACAACGAUCAGAUUGCCGUUCGAGACACAUGCGGUCAGUCCACUGCUGCAGUUGGCUUUCCCAAUGCAGGGCUUCUCGCUUCUGGCAUGCUUCCGAGGGUAUCUGCAUCAGGUGGCCGGUACCGUUUGUGUUGGUGCGGUUUGCCCAGCAAGUGUUCACGACCCGAAAACUUCCGGACAGACUUUGGAUCGCUUCUCUUGCUCGGACCCUCGCCGCUAGAGCAGCACCGAACAUGUGUCUCGGGCCGCACAUGUCGAGUCUCGGAUUUGCUUUUCCACGGCGAAUUUGACUGGUCAAUCGGGCGUCUACUUAUUCUGGAGACGUGUGCAACUCACGGUGUUUUGCCUCGCCUCUGGGCAGAACCCAUAUCACCUCCGCCAAGCCUAAAUUCUGAGUCUCUGCUUGGUGCUUUUCAGACAGAUGUUAUUUCAGCAGCUGGUGGGACCUACACGUUGUGCUGGUGUUCGAUGAUUCCCGGACCUUGUCUGGAUGCGGAGGACUUUCACGUUUCUAUCGGUACCCUUGACAUAAUUGGCCCAAGCCCUCUGCGGCAAGAUCGCACAUGCACAAGUGGUCAGCGGUGCCAUCUAGGCGGACUGACUGGAGAGCACACGGGAACCAAUGACAUGUUGAUUGCCGAUACGUGUGGCACCGACAAAGCUGCGUUUGUUCCCAGAUUUGUGAACUUUGGUGCUUCAGAAAUGGCCGGCGAUGGCAUAGCGACAUGGAGCAUCAUUACAGCUGCCGGUGGUCAGUACAGACUCUGCUGGUGUGCUUCUAUCACAGCUUGCGCUUCAGCAUCUGAGUUCUCCACGGACAUGGGCGGACUGCUCCUUCUGGGUCCGGCACCACUAAGGCAAGACAGGACGUGUGUCAGCGGCCUUUCCUGCGAGUUUGAAGGAUUCCUUGGCAAGUACAUCUCGAGCCAGGACCGUAUCCUUCUGUCAGAGACCUGCGGUGAUACCCAUCUGCCGCCCUCAUCACUGCCACCUGCUGAAGUUACUGCUUCGCCGACCGGAACUGCCGUGGUGAGCUGGGGGACUUCGCCGAUUCUGGCUGCUGGCGGCUUCUAUCGGCUUUGCUGGUGUUCCGGGCUUGUGGCACAAUGUGAAGAUCACUCGGAGUUUAGGACUGACGUGGGCAUGCUGACAAUGAUCGGAGUCAAUCCUUUACAGCAAGCCAGGACGUGCAUCAGUGGAUUGCCAUGCACCCUGGAGGGAAUCACAGGGACUUAUGUUUCCGUCGCAAACUACUUUGCUGUGUUGCAAACCUGCGGUGUCGAUGCUGGAGCCAUCGAGGGAUUCCCCGAAGCAGGUGUGACUGCACAGGUGAGCUCCAGUGGAGCACGAGUCUCUUGGGGACAGAUGCCAGUCACAUCUCCAGGAACAUCGUCGAGAUUCCAUUUGAGAGCUGGGACGUUGACAGUCAUCGGCCCUGCGCCACUGGAACAGCAUCGCACCUGUGUCAGCGGCCGGGUUUGUGCAUUCGAUGGACUUCUGGGGCAGCACUUGUCCGUCAACGACGUGAUUCAGGUGCUCGAGACCUGCGGGGUGGACCCAGUUAUUGAGCGUUUUCCUACUGCCGGCCAAGUGUCACGAGUCGAUGCGAGUGGUGCAGCUGUCACCUGGGGCUCUGAUCCAGUAUCAGCCGCUGGAGGUCGAUAUCGCCUCUGCUGGUGCUCGACGAGUGAGUCUCAAUGCAGUCUAGCCCGGGAUUUUGCAACCGAUUUUGGCGAAUUGACGGUGAUCGGGACGUCACCUAUGCGUCAGGACCGCACAUGCAUGAGUGGACAGGCAUGCUCCAUAGAAGGACUUACUGGUAGCUUCUUGUCAGACGGUGAUCUGUGGAUGGCCAUGGACACCUGCGGGCAGUCCAACUUCAUUCCUCGCUUUUCUCACGCUGGAGUUCCGAGCCUCGUGGAGGCCAGUGGGUCUGCUGUUUCAUGGGGUUCGGUCGCACCAACAGCAGCAGGAGGCCAAUACAGGCUUUGUUGGUGCAGCGCCGGCUUGGCAUGCGUCUCUCCAGAUCGCUUCGUCGUGGAUGCCGGUGGGCUCGUUCUUCUUGGAAUGAGCCCACUCACACAGGACCGGACCUGCAGCAGUGGGCAGGCUUGUUUCCUCCGAGGCUUCCAGGGUCUUUUUGACAGCAGCUUGGAGCAAGGAGCAAUCAUGGCACUGGACACCUGCGGAAUCGCAAGUGCGGUUCCUCGCUUUAGCCAGGCUGGUACUCUCUCGACGAUCGUGGAAGAUGCUGGUGUUACGUUUUGGACACAAGUAGCGCAGACUACGGCUGGUGGAGUAUACAGGCUUUGCUGGUGUUCACCUGGCGGCCGUUGUGAACUGGCCAGCCAGUUUCAGGUGGACAUGGGCAGUCUGGCAGUGUUGGGACCUGCGCCGCUGACGCAAGAUCGAACGUGCAUCACAGGACAAACAUGCAAGCUAUACGGCAUUGGCGGACUUGGUCUGCCUGCUUCAGACAGGUUUGCUGUUCUGGAUACGUGUGGAGAGGCCAGCUUGGUGGAUCGGCUUCCGGCCAGUGGCAUCUUAGCUGCACAACCGACACUUGCUGGCAGUCUCACUUUGUCCUUCGACGGCGAUGUGAUCACUGCUUCAGCCGGAAGCUACCGGUUGUGUUGGUGUUCCCCUUCAGCCACAAACCUUUGCAGCGGCUUUGAAUCCUUUCGGACAGACUUUGGCAGUCUGACCGUUCUGGGCCCACGACCUCUUUACCAAGACCGCACUUGCGUCGCUGGACAGACGUGCUUUGUGAGCGGUGUUCUUGGGUCAGCCUUGGACUCUGCAGAUGCCUUUGUAGUUCAGGACACAUGUGGUCUUGCAGGUAGCGUGCUCGGGUUUCCUGCCUUUGGGACCCCUGUCAUUGCUGGAAGUGGAGCUGGCAUUGAGUGGGGUGUAGCCCCAGUCACGGCUGCCGGAGGUGUCUAUAGACUCUGCUGGUGUUCAGGGCUUGCCGCCUCUGCUUGCUCAUCUGCACGAGACUUCGAGGUAGACGUGGGAGCCUUGACUCUGGUCGGCAUUGCCCCACUGGCCCAAUCCAAGACAUGCCUGUCUGGUGUGACCUGUGAGAUCACGGGUCUUACAGGGCAGGGCCUAAGUGAGACAGACGAGUACUUGAUACUGGAGACCUGUGGAGUCGCGUCAGGCCCCGCUCUCGCCUACACUGAAACUCUUGAAACUUUUGCGGCCCCUGUCGGCCGAGCGGUUUCAGCAAGAUGGGUCAGUUCUCCACUUCAGCUGGCAGGCGGCGACUACAGGUUGUGCUGGUGCCCCGGCGAACACUUUUCUUGUGACACUGCAGACAGUUUUCGCGUCGACGCUGGUACACUCACCGUCAUCGGGGUCGCCCCAAUUGCCCAGCACCGGACUUGUGUGAGCGGGCGUACGUGCUUUUUGCAGGAGAUUGCAGGAUAUGGUCUAAAUGCCGGGGACGUCCUGUUUGCUGUUGAAACCUGUGGACAGGCAAGUGCUCUGGCCCGCUUCCCUUACGCUGGAAGGUCGGAGUUGCAACGCACCAGUGCAGGAACGACUUUCAGCUCGCUGGAACGCAUCACUUCCGCCGGUGGUGUCUUUCGCCUUUGCUGGUGCCACGGUAUGCCGAAUUUUGGCACAGAGCAUGUGCCGUCUUGUCUGACAAGCGAAGCUAAGGUUGACGUUGGGAGCCUGUUCAUGGUCGGUGUAUCUUUGUUUCAAGACCGAACCUGUGUCAGCGGAAGUACAUGUGAGAUUCCCAGCGUGUAUGGGUACGGCCUGCAGGACACUGAUCGUCUGUACGUCAUGGAUACAUGUGGCGGCACGUCGAUAAUUUCUGGAUUUGCUCAGGGACUGCGCAGUCUCAGCUCAGGGGACGCUGAAUUCGCUUCCUUCAGCUGGGGAAGCACGCGAGUCACAGCGGCUGGCGGAAUUUACCAGCUCUGCUGGUGCGGGUCCACGGACGGCGAAGGCUGCGACAGUGCUCAGAAUGCCUUGGUCACGCUUGCGUCCUUGACCCUUGUUGGGGUGAACCCGCUGUCACAGGACCGAACGUGCGUCAGCGGCCAAACUUGCAGCAUUUCAGGGCUGGGUGGUCAAGAUCUGCCGAGUGUCGGAAGUGCGCUGCUGGUUCUGGAGACGUGUGGCUUGCCCUCGUUGCCACGCGGAUUUGGUGCGGAUGUAUGGCCACUUGCCAGUGGAUUGGGCGGGAGGCAAAGCUUCCAGAGCACAGCUCCGCUGACAGCGGCGGGGGGUGUUUACCGCCUCUGCUGGUGUCCAGGCAUCCUUGUCUGCAAGGAUCCUACAGACUUCAACAUCGAUACUGGAGGCUUGACGCUGAUUGGCCCCGACCUCCUGCACCAGGAGGCCACGUGUCAGCGGCCAGAGCUGCGUGGUCUCCAGUGGGAGCACGGCCACGGCAUGUUCUGUUGCGGAGAGUGUAUCUGGGCAGCAGAUGCUCUGGUGGCCAUUCUCGACACCUGUGGAAUGCCCUCUGUGGUACGAGGACUUCCAGUGGAUGGCUUGCGGCAUUCAGUGGAGGGCAACCUGAUCCUCUUAGGCAGUGCAACACGUGUUUCAGCUGCAGGGGGCGUUUACCGCCUUUGCUGGUGCAACUUGGGCUGUCGUGUGGCGGAAGAUUUUCGCACCGAUUUCGGUUCGAUACAAGUGCUGGGCCCAAGUCCGUUGGAACAGCACAGAACAUGUAUCUCCGGACAGACUUGCCAAGUCACAGACGUUGCAGUUCACUCCUACUUGGAUGUGUCUCUGGGUGAAGUGAUGAUUCUGGAGACCUGCUCCGUGCCAAGCAUCGUGCCACGAUUUCCAGCCGAUGGCAUUUUAGUGUCUCUUCCGGCUGCUGCUGGCAGCAAUUUCCGAAGCUUUUUGACGGACAUUGUCUCUGCUGCUGGCGGAACUUACCACAUGUGCUGGUGCGGCAACGUACCUUCGCUGUGUGCGGAACCGAGUGAUUUUCAUGUCGACUUCGGGAUGCUCACCAUCAUUGGACCUUCUCCUUUGAACCAGCAACACACGUGCGUGAGUGGGCGUGGGUGUCAAUUGAACGGAUUGUCAGGAAAGCAGACAAGUUUGAGCGACGAUAUUUUGAUUGCUGAUACCUGUGCUUCCGAAAAUGCCGUUGUUGUAAUGCGGCCGACAGGUCUUGGAUCACAGAAUCAGGCUGGUGAUGGAAGCAUCGGCGUUUGGAACAGCGCAGCACUCACGGCUGCAGGGGGCCUCUACCGAUUAUGCUGGUGUUCACGGGAGGCCCCGAGAUGCUCCCAGGCUUCGGACUUCGCUACAGACAUGGGUGAGCUGCUUUUGAUAGGUCCUUCCCCAUUACAGCAGGACAGAACGUGUGUCAGCGGACAGUCGUGUGAGUUUGAUGGUUUCCUCGGCAUGCACAUCUCGAGUCGGAACAGGAUUCUUUUGGCAGACACUUGUGGAGAGUCUUCGGUGCCGUCUUCAAUGCCUGUUGCUACAGUGAGCGCAGCUUCCGGAUAUGGUAGUGUGGUCAGCUUCACCGGUUCUGUGCACGUUUCAGGAGGCAUCUACAGGCUCUGCUGGUGUUCCGGCGAGAUGGGCGGUCGACCAUGUUCUGGCCCCAUUGAUUUCGCCACCGACGUUGGUGCUUUGACCAUGAUCGGUGUGAGCCCCGUGCGGCAAGACCGGACGUGCAUCAGCGGUGUCUCCUGCACUAUUGACGGCAUCGAGGGCACGCACAUUUCAAGCAGUGACUCGUAUCUGGUGAUGGAUACCUGUGGUAUCCGCUCUGCAGCAUUGUCUGGGUUCCCAGGAACCGGUGUUUCCCUGCAGUCGAGUGGAGGAUUGAUCUCUUGGGGCUUGGUUCCGAUUACAGCUGUUGGAGGCAACUAUGCUUUGUGCUGGUGUCCCGGAGCCUCGCUGAUGGAGGAGACGUGUAGUACUCCUUCGAGUUUUCUUGUGGAAGCUGGGCGAUUCUAUGUCAUUGGCCCCAAAAUGCGUCAAUCGAGGACAUGCAUAAGUGGAACGGAAUGCCGCGUGGAAGGUCUUCUCGGAAGCUUUAUCAGCGACGAAGACCACAUCCUUGUUGCCGACACUUGCGGUGCGAUGGAUGGGCAAUCUCCGACUGGGAUUGUGAAUGGUGGUUUCGCUAACCAAAUAGCAGCUCAAGGAAGCAUCGGCGUUUGGAACAGCGCAGCACUCACGGCUGCAGGGGGCCUCUACCGAUUAUGCUGGUGUUCACGGGAGGCCCCGAGAUGCUCCCAGGCUUCGGACUUCGCUACAGACAUGGGUGAACUGCUUUUGAUAGGUCCUUCCCCAUUACAGCAGGACAGAACGUGUGUCAGCGGACAGUCGUGUGAGUUUGAUGGUUUCCUCGGCAUGCACAUCUCGAGUCGAAACAGGAUUCUUUUGGCAGACACUUGUGGAGAGUCUUCGGUGCCGUCUUCAAUGCCUGUUGCUACAGUGAGCGCAGCUUCAGGAUAUGGUAGUGUGGUCAGCUUCACCGAUUCUGUGCUCGUUUCAGGAGGCAUCUACAGGCUCUGCUGGUGUUCCGGCGAGAUUGGCGGUCGACCAUGUUCUGGCCCCAUUGAUUUCGCCACCGACGUUGGUGCUUUGACCAUGAUCGGUGUGAGCCCCGUGCGGCAAGACCGGACGUGCAUCAGCGGUGUCUCCUGCACUAUUGACGGCAUCGAGGGCACGCACAUUUCUAGCGGUGACUCGUAUCUGGUGAUGGACACCUGUCGUGUUGACUCCGCGGUGGUCGCGGGUUUUCCGAUGCUCGGCGCCCAAUUCGACGUCCUUACAGAUGUAGUGUCAUGGGGUGCCACGCGUAUCACAGCUCCUGGGGGAAACUUUGCUCUUUGCUGGUGUCCUCGCCCCGCAACCCUGGGUCAAACAGAUCAAGGCGAUGCAGUCGCCGCAUGUCGUACACAUUCUCAUGCAGCAGGCCGGUUCACGGUCAUCGGCCCGGCGCCACUGGAACAGCAUCGCACCUGUGUCAGCGGCCGGGUUUGUGCAUUCGAUGGACUUCUGGGGCAGCACUUGUCCGUCAACGACGUGAUUCAGGUGCUCGAGACCUGCGGGGUGGACCCAGUUAUUGAGCGUUUUCCAACUGCCGGCCAAGUGUCACGAGUCGAUGCGAGUGGUGCAGCUGUCACCUGGGGCUCUGAUCCAGUAUCAGCCGCUGGAGGUCGAUAUCGCCUCUGCUGGUGCUCGACGAGUGAGUCUCAAUGCAGUCUAGCCCGGGAUUUUGCAACCGAUUUUGGCGAAUUGACGGUGAUCGGGACGUCACCUAUGCGUCAGGACCGCACAUGCAUGAGUGGACAGGCAUGCUCCAUAGAAGGACUUACUGGUAGCUUCUUGUCAGACGGUGAUCUGUGGAUGGCCAUGGACACCUGCGGGCAGUCCAACUUCAUUCCUCGCUUUUCUCACGCUGGAGUUCCGAGCCUCGUGGAGGCCAGUGGGUCUGCUGUUUCAUGGGGUUCGGUCGCACCAACAGCAGCAGGAGGCCAAUACAGGCUUUGUUGGUGCAGCGCCGGCUUGGCAUGCGUCUCUCCAGAUCGCUUCGUCGUGGAUGCCGGUGGGCUCGUUCUUCUUGGAAUGAGCCCACUCACACAGGACCGGACCUGCAGCAGUGGGCAGGCUUGUUUCCUCCGAGGCUUCCAGGGUCUUUUUGACAGCAGCUUGGAGCGAGGAGCAAUCAUGGCACUGGACACCUGCGGAAUCGCCAGUGCGGUUCCUCGCUUUAGCCAGGCUGGUACUCUCUCGACGAUCGUGGAAGAUGCGGGUGUUACGUUUUGGACACAAGUAGCGCAGACUACGGCUGGUGGAGUAUACAGGCUUUGCUGGUGUUCACCUGGCGGCCGUUGUGAGCUGGCCCGCCAGUUUCAGGUGGACAUGGGCAGUCUGGCAGUGUUGGGACCUGCGCCGCUGACGCAAGAUCGAACGUGCAUCACAGGACAAACAUGCAAGCUAUACGGCAUUGGCGGACUUGGUCUGCCUGCUUCAGACAGGUUUGCUGUUCUGGAUACGUGUGGAGAGGCCAGCUUGGUGGAUCGGCUUCCGGCCAGUGGCAUCUUAGCUGCACAACCGACACUUGCUGGCAGUCUCACUUUGUCCUUCGACGGCGAUGUGAUCACCGCUUCAGCCGGAAGCCACCGGUUGUGUUGGUGUUCCCCUUCAGCCACAAACCUUUGCAGCGGCUUUGAAUCCUUUCGGACAGACUUUGGCAGUCUUACCGUUCUGGGCCCACGACCUCUUUACCAAGACCGCACUUGCGUCGCUGGACAGACGUGCUUUGUGAGCGGUGUUCUUGGGUCAGCCUUGGACUCUGCAGAUGCCUUUGUAGUUCAGGACACAUGUGGUCUUGCAGGUAGCGUGCUCGGGUUUCCUGCCUUUGGGACCCCUGUCAUUGCUGGAAGUGGAGCUGGCAUUGAGUGGGGUGUAGCCCCAGUCACGGCUGCCGGAGGUGUCUAUAGACUCUGCUGGUGUUCAGGGCUUGCCGCCUCUGCUUGCUCAUCUGCACGAGACUUCGAGGUAGACGUGGGAGCCUUGACUCUGGUCGGCAUUGCCCCACUGGCCCAAUCCAAGACAUGCCUGUCUGGUGUGACCUGUGAGAUCACGGGUCUUACAGGGCAGGGCCUAAGUGAGACAGACGAGUACUUGAUACUGGAGACCUGUGGAGUCGCGUCAGGCCCCGCUCUCGCCUACACUGAAACUCUUGAAACUUUUGCGGCCCCUGUCGGCCGAGCGGUUUCAGCAAGAUGGGUCAGUUCUCCACUUCAGCUGGCAGGCGGCGACUACAGGUUGUGCUGGUGCCCCGGCGAACACUUUUCUUGUGACACUGCAGACAGUUUUCGCGUCGACGCUGGUACACUCACCGUCAUCGGGGUCGCCCCAAUUGCCCAGCACCGGACUUGUGUGAGCGGGCGUACGUGCUUCCUGCAGGAGAUUGCAGGAUAUGGUCUAAAUGCCGGGGACGUCCUGUUUGCUGUUGAAACCUGUGGACAGGCAAGUGCUCUGGCCCGCUUCCCUUACGCUGGAAGGUCGGAGUUGCAACGCACCAGUGCGGGAACGACUUUCAGCUCGCUGCAACGCAUCACUUCCGCCGGUGGUGUCUUUCGCCUUUGCUGGUGCCACAGUAUGCCAGAUCAAGCGUUCCUUCCACAAUGUGUCGGAUCAGCUGACGCCAAGGUUGAUGCCGGAAGCUUGUAUGUUAUCGGUGCCAACCCAUUAUCUCAGGACCGCACCUGCGUCAGCGGCCUGACUUGCAGAAUAGCUGGAAUUGAGGGUCAGGGCUUCCGGGAGGCUGACCGGUUGUUCGUCAUGGACACUUGCAGUGUUUCCUCAGCAGCUGUUUGCGGCUUCACAAACGGGGCAUCCAGUUUUCUGGAGAACAACGACGCUGCCUUCAGCUGGGGAAGCACGCGAGUCACAGCGGCUGGCGGAAUUUACCAGCUCUGCUGGUGCGGGUCCACGGACGGCGAAGGCUGCGACAGUGCUCAAAAUGCCUUGGUCACGCUUGGGUCCUUGACCCUUGUUGGGGUGAACCCGCUGUCACAGGACCGAACGUGCGUCAGCGGCCAAACUUGCAGCAUUUCAGGGCUGGGUGGUCAAGAUCUGCCGAGUGUCGGAAGUGCGCUGCUGGUUCUGGAGACGUGUGGCUUGCCCUCGUUGCCACGCGGAUUUGGUGCGGAUGUAUGGCCACUUGCCAGUGGAUUGGGCGGGAGGCAAAGCUUCCAGAGCACAGCUCCGCUGACAGCGGCGGGGGGUGUUUACCGCCUCUGCUGGUGUCCAGGCAUCCUUGUCUGCAAGGAUCCUACAGACUUCAACAUCGAUGCUGGGGGCUUGACGCUGAUUGGUCCCGACCUCCUGCACCAGGAGGUCAGUGGCCAGCCUUGCAAGGUUCUGGCUCAGGGACUUGAGCCGACAGACCAGCUGAUGGUCAUGCAGACCUGUGGUGGCACCGUCAUGGACGUUCGAGAAGCAAUGCAGGCAAGUGGGGUUGAUGCCUCUGCUUUCCAUCCACACUGGGAGCUGUCGAGAUUUCUUGCAGGAGGCAGGUAUCGCCUUUGCUGGUGUGCUGCUGGCUUCAGUUGUGGAGUUGAGGAUUUCCGAGUUGAUAUUGGUUCUCUGGAUAUGUUGGGUCCCGCACCACUUUACCAACACCGGACAUGCACCACAGGGCAGUUGUGCUCCUUUGAAACACUGCUCGGAUACCACGUUGAAGCAUCAGACUUGACGGCUGUCCUUUCGACUUGCGGCGAUGCAUCUGUGCCGAUCCGGCUGCCGAGCAGUGGUCGUCUGCAAACCACCCUGGCUGGGCAGGAUUCUUGGGACGGCCCAGUGAUUUCUGCAAGUGGCGGACGAUAUCGUUUGUGCUGGUGUGCGGCCAGUUCAUUUUCUUGUAGCAGGCUUGAGAACUAUGUCCUCGACGCAGGGGAGCUCUUCUUGAUCGGACCCAGUCCUCUGGAGCAGCAUCGGACCUGCGUGACUGGGCAAGGGUGUGCACUGCACGACAUCGCCAACAUCGAGUUCCUUCCAUUCGACACGUCGUCCAUCAUGAUUCUGGACACCUGUGGCGUAGCCCACUGGCCACAAGAAUCAACUCCCUCGGGACGAUUUGCUGUCGUGAGUGCCAGCGGGACGCCGAUGAACUGGGACGCUAAUUUGGUCAUGCCAGCGGGACAGUACCGUAUGUGCUGGUGUUCCAGUCCAGGUCACAGCUGUAGUGUCAUGGAAAGCUUCAAGGUGGACAUGGGAGAAUUGAUGAUGCUAGGGCCAGGGCCCCUCGAGCAAUCGGCUACCUGCAUCUCGGGACAUGUCUGCAGCCUGACCAUGUCAGGGCUGGGGCUCAGCGUUCGGGAUCAGGUCAUCGUCCUUGCCACGUGCUCCAACUCUGAUCCGGUGGCUGGCUUUCUUGAUGGCGGACUUUCUUCCCGCAUCCAGAGCGGGGGCAGCAACACAAAGGGGGAUGAAGGCACGUGGGCCUACGUGAACUGGGGUCAACCUCAAUCCGGUUCCCUUGGCGGCCAGUACAGGCUGUGUUGGUGUCCUGACGACUUGGACUCCGCGCGCUGUGCCGAGACAUCUGUGCGUCGAUUGGACUUCGGGUCUCUGACCGUGAUUGGGCCGGAGCUCUCACGGGAGACGGGGGUCGACUUCGCUGCGCUGCUGGUCAUAGGCCCGACGCCUCUAGCCCAAGACAGGACGUGUAUAGCCGGAACUACGUGUCUCAUGGAAAGCUUUGUCGGAGUGGACCUUUCUGCAGAUGAUGAUGUGUGGGUGCUGGAGACUUGUGGCCAGCUCGGCGAACGUGAGUCUCUGGUAGAUGUCGCUGGCUUGCAGCGCAGCAACUCGCUCCUCUUGCUUGCUGGGGGCCAGUACCGCCUAUGCUGGUGUCACGCCUCACUAUUCGGUUGCUCCUUGCCUUCUGACUUCCGCGUUGACGUAGGAAGACUUGAUGUGGCUGGCCUGGCUCCACUUCGCCAGGAUCGGACCUGCGUCAGCGGCCGGUUUUGUAACAUCGAUGGUCUGGCAGGACAUCUAAGUAUUGCAGGGCACGUGCAGGUUCUCGACUCCUGUAGUAGCUUCCAUCCAGGUGAGGCUUUGGGAGAGCCCGUGCAGAUAUCCGAUUUGACGCUUACAUGGAUCGCUCCACUGACUUUUGCUGGAGGUGAAUACAGGCUCUGUUGGUGCCCAGACCCUCAACAAUCGGCCGCGAAUCGAAGCUCCAUCUGUACCGUCCCACAAGAUUUCAGCGUCGACUUCGGGAAAUUCACGCUGCUGGGGCCAGGCCCAUUGCAACAAGACAGGACAUGCAUUAGUGGUGAGACUUGUCGUAUAUCUGGACUGCUGGGUCAGCUUUCUGAUGCGGACAGGAUCGUAGUGAUGGAGACAUGUGCUGAAAGCGUUGGUCGAACAUCUCCCGAUCUUCUGUACAGCGCGCUGGCCGUAUCAACUGGGGCAACAGCCAUGGCCGACAUGAUGCUCACUUACGCAGGGGGCCAAUACCGACUAUGCUGGUGUGUCGAGCACGGAUCGGGUUCAUGUGACAACAUUGCUGACUUCACCACGGAUUUCGGGGGGCUCCAGCUGCUGGGGCCCCGGCCACUUUUGCAACAUCGCACCUGCGUGAGCGGCUCCAGAUGCAAUCUUCGUAGCUUCGAAGGCGUCGGACUGUCAGUCGGAGAUCAGCUGCUUGUGAUGGAUACAUGCGUCGUUGGCGAGGUUCUGCCGCAAUUUCCUGCAGGCAUAGUGCAACAGGUGAGUGCAUCGGGAGCCCAAAUGUCAUGGGAUCCGGCAGCUGUGACUUCAAGAGGCGGAGUGUACCGCUUGUGCUGGAAAGCAGGUUCUCCCAGAGUUGCAAACCUUUCUGCUCUCAAUGCCCCGUGGCCACCGGGAAUCGUGGCUUCCGACUUCCAAGUGGAUAUUGGAAGUUUGACAAUCGUCGGAGUAAGCCUUUUCGAGCAAGACCGCACAUGUGUGAGCGGUCGGACUUGCCAAAUUGAUGGUGUUCGGGGACUUCAUCUUUCAGAGUCGGACCGGGUCCUGGUGCUUGACACGUGUUCGGCAGGAACCUUGGCACCUGGAUGGCCAGAAGCCGGCUACGCUGUGGAAGUGUCGGCGAGUGGAGCGAUUGUCUCAUGGGGUGCAGAGAUGGUUUCUGGCUCAGGUGGAGCGUAUCGCAUGUGCUGGUGCUCUGGCUCUGCGAAUGAGAACGGAACUUCGUGGAGUGGUUCGGCUUGUGGCCACAGCUCAGGAGGUACCAUUGGCUUAGUAGACAUGGGAAGAAUGCUUCUCAUCGGGCCAAGCCCUUUGCGACAGCAUCGUACAUGCGUCUCAGGACGAGCAUGCGCAGUAGAUGGACUUGUGGGUCAUAGUUUGUCUGCAUCCAGCCAAUAUUUGGUGACUGACACAUGUGGCCUAGCUGGUGCCAUAAACCGUUUUCCGGGCUUUGGUGCAGCGACAACGGUGCUCGGAAGUGGCUCCUCUGUUUCCUGGGGCCCAGAACUGAUCACCGCAUCUGGGGGCAUCUACCGGCUGUGCUGGUGCGAGAAAGUGUCAGGAAGUGGAGACUGUUUGUUCGCCGGCCAGUUUCAAGUCGAUAUUGGGGAAAUGCAGCUUCUGGGACCCACCCCUCAGGACCAGAAGGGAACUUGCGUGAGUGGACACACAUGCGUUCUGACUGGCAUAGAAGGGCUCCACUUACGGACAGGAGACAGGGCCUUGAUUCUGGAUACAUGUUCGCAUGCUCUGCAGCCUCCGCGCAUGCCAGACCCUGGCUACUUGAGUUACGAGGCUGUGGCUCAGAACUUCUCAACAUGGAGGAGGGUGCUCAGCUGGAGCAGAAUUUCAUCUGCUGGCUCGGAGUACCGACUCUGCUGGUGUUCGAUUUCAGGUCCUGAAACCUGCAGGGAGUCGGUAGACUUUGGCAGCCUGGAGCUUGUCGGGCCAAAUCCGCUUCAGCAGCACCGUACCUGUGUCGCCGGUCAGACAUGCACACUUGGCCGCAUAACCGGAGCACAUUUGUCCCUGACUCAUGAUCGCCUUCUGGUUAUGGAGACCUGCGGCACCUACAGCAGCUUGCGUGGCUUUCCCGAUGCUGGUGUGGCUCGCCUGUCUGGAGCCGACGUAGCAUUCAAUGGCUCUGCAGAGGUCCAGGUCGAAGCCUUGGAAGUGAAGUGGACGACGCCAGUCUCGAGUGCUGGAGGUCAGUAUCGCCUGUGCUGGUGUUCCACUCUUUCCGAUGAGAGCUGUGUGAAUUUGCCAAGCACGCAGACGGACAUUGGUGAACUGACUCUGAUUGGCUUCGCGCCACUGGCACAGGACAGAACGUGUGUAAGCGGCCAGACAUGCAAGUUCUUGGAUAUGGAAGGUCUGCACCUUCCCAACAACAGCCGCCUUCUUGUCCUUGAGACUUGCGGGAAGCCGGCUCUCGUGGAGUCCUUUCCAACAGUGGCACUUCUACUGAAUUCCACGACACAUGACCUAGAAGUUCAUUUCGACAGGGUACUUACGGCAGCGGGCGGCGACUAUCGGAUGUGCUGGUGUGCGGGUGCUUCAUUUCACUGCGAAUCUGCAGAGGAUUUCGGAGUCGAUGUGGGGCGGCUGCAUGUUGUUGGUGUAAGUCCAAUGCUUCAAAGUCGGACAUGUGUCAGUGGACAGACGUGUGAAUUUGGGAACAUUAUGGGCACAUCCCUGAACAGAGACGAUCUGCUGGCCGUUCUGGACACUUGUGGCAUCCAGGGUGUGCUUCCCAGAUUUCCAACAUUUGCGCAGGUUAGCCUGCUGCAUGGUGAGUCGGCUACCUUCUCCUUCGGCAUCAGUCCAGUCACUGCUGCUGGAGGCAAUUACCAGCUGUGCUGGUGUGCAGCGAAGCACCAAGCUUGUGGAACUGCGGACAGCUUCAGGGUCCAGGUGGGUGAUUUGCUGGUGUUGGGCCCAUAUCCUCUGUCACAGAUUCGGACCUGCGUGAGUGGCCAGAGCUGUCUGGUGGAUCCUGUCAUUGGUUCCUUCGUUUCCAGCUUUCGCCUCAGAUUUGUAGCAGGUUUUACCGGCAGUGAUGUUGUCUUGGUGCUGGACACCUGCGGCAACAGUCAAAGCUCUGAGGACGACCGCCUGCUGCUCCAGACCUGGACCGGCAACAGAUCAACAACGCUCUGGGGCGACGGGACGCCAGUAGUCAUGACUGGCGGGCAGUAUCGUUUGUGCUGGUGUGCGGUGCUUUCAGGAGUGCAGGACACCAAUGUUUCCAAUUCGAGCUCAAGACCUGAGUGUGCUGCUGCUUCGCAAUUCGUGGUGGAUACUGGUGAGCUUGUGGUCGUCGGAGUUGCGCCAAUGCGUGCGCAGCACCGCACGUGCGUGGCUGGACUCCCAUGCUCUGUGGCUGGAAUUACAGGAUUGCAUUUGUCCAGUGAUGAUCGCGUGCUGGUGAUGGAGACAUGCGGAACAGCCCGAGUGGACGGCUUCCCUGACUUCCAGGAAGUCACGACGACCGAGGGCUGGCUCGCGGUAAGCUGGGGUACGGCAACCAUCAGCGCACCAUCUGGGCAAUAUCGCCUCUGCUGGUGCUCUAGUUUAGAGAUGUGGCCACUGGCAAAUGCCUCAUCCGUCUCAUGCAGCCUGCUUGCCUCCUUUCGGGUUGAUAUUGGCGAGCUCAUGCUGACUGGUCCAGGCCCAUUGGCACAGGAUCGGACCUGCAUCAGCGGGCGGACGUGUGCAUUCGAUGGAAUCUCCGGCAUUGGCUUUCGCGGAAACGAACGAUACCUCGUCCUUGACACUUGUGCGAUCGACACUUACUUGCAUGGCUUCCCGACAGCGGGAUUUGCAGAGAACUGGACCGUAGAUGGCCGGAUUGAAUGGGGCGAUGAGAUAGUGACUGCAAGUGGUGGCAGCUACCGGCUGUGUGCAUGUAUGAAGGGCACAGCAGACUGCAACUUUGCACAAGAGUAUGUCUUGGACGUCGGUGAGCUGCUCUUAAUUGGACCCGAACUCUUUCAAGAUCGGACCUGCAUUUCUGGCCAGGCGUGCGAACUGCUUGCCAUUUACGGACAUUCCUUGUCAGCAGAGGAUUCUGUGGCAGUGCUUGAUACAUGUGGAACCCACGCUCUGCCUGAGCGGUUUCCAGUGGAUGCCUUGGUCACUUUCCAGGCAGCUGACAGCCUGCUGUCUGUGAACUGGCAGGACGUGCAAGUCACGAGCUUGGGGGGCCAGUACCGCUUGUGCUGGUGUGGCGGUAGCAGUUUGCAGAACUCCUCGGCUGUUGAUGUGACGGCUCAGGGCCCAUGCCAGACCUUGGAGGGAUUCCGAACGGAUUUCGGCCAACUCUCCAUCAUUGGACCAUCGCCAUCUCUGCAGGAUCGAACCUGUGUGUCGGGUCAGUCUUGCAUAUUCGAUGCACCUGCCGGUAUGUACUUGUCAUCAACGGAUGCUUUCCGUGUGUUGGCUACCUGUGGCAUCGAAGACUUCACACCAGGAUUGCCUGAAUCACACUUGCAGAUGGUUCUUCAAAGGGGAGCCAGGUCCCUGACUUUGGGCGCUGAGCCUGUGACGGCCUAUGGUGGACAGUAUCGGAUCUGUUGGUGUUCGGACAGGUAUCCAUGCAGCGGCGCCGAACAGUUUGGCCUCGAUGUCGGCGAACUCCUCUUGAUUGGCCCAAGACCACUCGUGCAGCAGCGAACAUGUGAAGCCCUGCCCUGCACGGUGAGUGGGUUCAGUGGCCUCCACCUCACCUCCAUGGACUCGGUAGCAAUUCUCGACACCUGCAGAGAGCCAACCACAAGCCAGGAUGCAUCUCUUGGGUUCUUGGCGAUGGCACUAAGUGUCGGAGCAUCUGGCAGGGGCUCUGCUCCGCUUGAAGGAAGUGUCAGAAUCCACCAGCAAGUUGUGGGCGGAACAUACCGUCUGUGCUGGUGUGCAGGUUCCUAUGUCUGCUCCUUAUUCGAAGAUUUUCGGGUGGAUGUCGGCAGCGUGUCCUUCGUUGGUCUAGGUGCUGGGCAGCACAGAACAUGUGUCAGUGGCCAGACAUGUACCUGGUCGGGCGUGGAUUUCUGGCUAGAGUCAGCAACCGAUGGCCGGCUGGUUGUGCUGGACACGUGUAGCACAGGUGCAAGCCGUGCACCACUUCCAAAUGGCGCUGUGGUGCCGGAGUGGGGCUUCGAAUCCACCUUUGAUGCAUGGGCAGGUGCAGAGCGUGUGACGAUGUGGGCCUCAUGGGGCAGUCAAAGGUUGUCUGGAGCGGGUGGGGAGUACCGUGCAUGCUGGUGUGAUUGGGAUUGCCCGGAUGGCGACGGCAAGCUGUUCAUGGACGUGGCUUCCAUCAGCAUUGUGGGUCCAGACCCGCUUUGGCAGCACAGGACCUGUGUUCAAGGCCAGCCUUGCCUCCCGAGCAUUUCUGGCCGCGACCUUUCGGACGACGAUCGAUACAUGGUCUUGGACACCUGUGGAGAUCAGUCCAAGUUGUCCACCUCAAGCAUGACUGGGAAGCUGCUGUCGCGGAACGAGGAUGCCCUCACUGUGGGUGGUGGAGAAUACCGCCUGUGCUGGUGUGCUGCCGGCUUUCCGUGUCUUGGGGCUUCUGACUUCCUGGUUGAUGUUGGCACCUUGACUGUCAUUGGCAUCAGCUGCGAAGAGUCGCAGUGCCACCCUGAUCGCACAUGCGUGAGUGGCCAGCCCUGUACGAUCGAUGGCAUUGCCGGACUUCACUUGACAAAGGAUGACAGACUAGCCGUACUCGAUACCUGCGGGGACCAGAUGCCGCCGCACUUAUUGGGCCACUUGGCCGAUGCUCCUUACAAUAUCCGCUCGGUGGCAUGGGAUACCGAUUACCUGAUUGCAUCUGGUGGUGUCUACCAGCUCUGCUGGUGUGCUGGCACAUUUGGAUGCUCGCUUACCGAGGAGUUUCGGGUCGAAGCAGGUGCGCUAACAAUCAUCGGCCCUGCUCCCAUGGAGCAGCACCGGACAUGUGUGAGUGGGCAGAACUGCGUCAUUGAAGGCUUCGAUGUCCUCUUUCCGACGACUUCAGACUCCCUGAUCGUGCUGCAGACGUGCGGCGAGGCCUUAUCUGAGGAGGAACCUUCCAUGAGCCAUGUCGUUGCUACGCUGGGGGCCAGUGGGUCCAGGGUCGACUUCGGUGACGCCUUCUUCACGGCCUCGGGUGGCGAGUAUAGGCUUUGCUGGUGCUCGGGCAACUUCGGCUGCAACCUGCCAAGUGACUUUCGAGUGCAGCUCGGGUUGCUCAAGAUCGUUGGCCUAGCGCCGCUCAACCAAGACAGGACUUGCAUUAGUGGUCAGACCUGUGUAGUUCAUGGACUCACGGGUGAGGGCCUGUCUACCUCUGCCCGAGUCAUGGUGCUGAAUUCUUGCGGGACAGCAGAUCUGGUCUCCGGUCUGGUCCUAAACGGGGUCGCCGAAGCCGUGGAAGACCAGGGCGCUACCAUGACUUGGGGCAGCGCGUCAUUUACAGCUCCUGGAGGCAAGUAUAGGCUGUGCUGGUGCCAAGAAUAUACGAACAGCAGUGAUUGGACAGACCGAUGCCGGACGCCCAUCAGUUUUGCACAAGACGCAGGUGUCAUGACGAUCGUGGGCAUUGCACCACUGCGCCAAGACUACACUUGCAAUGUCGGCAGCAUCUGUUCUUUGCGAGGCAUUUCUGGUGAAGGUCUGCUGGCAGAAGACAGCCUUCUGGUCUUGGACACAUGUGCACGUGGAACUCCUCCCGCAGGUUUUCCAAUCGCACUGGAUAACACGAGCCUUCCCACGAGACGAAUGACCGGAACAAAAUUCAACAUCCAGUGGGAUUCGGCAGCUGUCACUGCUGGAGGUGGUGUUUAUCGGCUCUGCUGGUGCUCUUACUUCGCGCAGUGUAGCACAGCUGAAUCAUUCCGAGUUGACAUGGGCGCACUGACGUUGGCGGGACCAAGCCCCAUACAACAGACCCACACCUGCGUCUCUGGCCGCAUCUGUGCUCUGCCACAGGUCUCUGUGGUUCCUUCGGACUUGGACGCUGGCGAGGUGGCAGUUCUCAGCUCUUGCAGUUUCUUUACCUCCUGGGCUCCACCUGGCUUUGCAGACCGGGGACAGCUGUUGAGCGCCCCGACCCUGCCAAUGACCGCACCUGGUGGUCACUACACUCUGUGCUGGAACCCGGCGCGAAACAAUGCUAAUCGAACUGUAGAUGCUGACAUCGGGGAGUUCCAGACGCGGCCGGACCGCACCUGUGUUGGCGGGCAUGCGUGCUCCUUGGCAGGUCUGCAAGGGGAAGGUUUGACUCUGUCGGAUGAAAUCCGCAUCAUGGACACCUGUGGCUUGGACAGGGUCAUUCCGCGGUCCCCAAGAUCUGGUCACUUCACAAUGGUCUCGAGAAGUGGUGCCGCUGUCACUUGGGGCGCACAGGAAAUCACAGCCGCGGGGGGAAUUUACAGACUGUGCUGGUGGUCCGGUUUCCCAAGCACUGCUUUAAAUUCCACGGUGGUGUCGGAUCCUGACACUCCGGGUGAAGAGUUUGUCGUGGAUCUAGGUAAGCUGGAAAUUAUCGGACCAGCACCCCUGCAGCAGGACAGAACCUGUGUGAGUGGACAGACUUGCCACCUGGUCGAAGUGGAGGGUUUGGGCCUGACAAGCCUCAACAAGUGGAUGGUCCUCGACACUUGUGGUACUGGACCCCAGACACGAGGCAUAGGUCCUGAUUUGGUUGCUGCCAGUGGCUUGCAGUGGAUAUGGAAAGAUCCAUUCAGCGCUGCUGGAGGCGAAUAUCGCCUGUGCUGGUGUGCCAGUCUGCCACAGUCAGGCAAUUUCUUGAGCGAGUCCAACCAGAGCAACGCAACGAAUCUGACCCUGACACAGGAUGUCAUGGCUAGCAAUCGGACGGAUGCAUUGGACUGCCUUCUACCUGAAGAAUUCUCUGUUGAUGUGGGCAAGUUUUCGGUGAUUGGAGUUGCUCCGUUGGAGCAGCAUCGAACCUGCGUCAGUGGACAGAGCUGCCGCUUCUCGGGCAUCUCACUCAUGAACACACCGGAUGCUCCAGGAAGCUACAUGGACUCCGACAGCAUCUCCCUGAAUCGUGACCAUUCUUUUGCAUUCGGAUUGCGGUAUCCAGAAGACUUAGCUGUCGCUUGCAGCGCUGGGGCAGAAUGGAUCGGUGCUCGAUUCAUGUGGCGCCUCGCGCCCCGCUUUUUCCGUCGGGAUAUUGAUGCGGUGUUCGCGGAAUCGUCGCCAAAUGCCACACAGCACUGGCCUGAUGGAUUCAACUUCGGAUCAUCUGCAUCCGUCUCAUGGGGCGACUUUGCUGACAGCAGUCUUGUCCGGAUGAUGGUCUGUGCGAGCGUGCGAGUGCCUUUCGCGCUGCCAGGAGCCAUACCGGUUGUGCUGGUGCGCGUCCCCAGCCUUCUCCUGCAGCUUGACAGAGGCCAUGGGAGCGUGCAAACGGAGGCACUUUGCACGUGCAUGGCUUCUCCGGAGGAUUUUCGGUUGGACGCGGGAACCUUCACCUUGAUCGGCAUGAGCCCAUUCAACCAGGUGUGCUUCACCGAUGGCUUCUCGGGCCAGCAUCUGUCAGUCAACGACAGUCUCCUCGUUGUCGACACCUGUGGCAGCCCAGAGUUGGAAGCUGAGCCAAGCGAUCAAGACAUGGAUGGUACGGUGCAUGCCUUGGCGGUUGGCAUAGAACAACUGGUGUUCUACAAUGAAGCCACUGAAGCACACAGGCUCUGCUGGUGUGGCGAUUUGCAGCCGUGCAGCACAUCAGAGCACUUCAGGUUCGACGUUGGGGGUCUCUUUUUGCUCGGCCCGGCGCCUCUGGAGCAGCACAGGCCACAGCCACAGCAUUGCCAAGCUGCUGGCCAACCAUGCAAGCGGGAAGCAGCCGACAAUGCAGAGCAGCAGGCGGUCAAUACCGGCUUUGCUGGUGCAGUGGCUUGGAACCAGACAAUGCCGAAUUCCACGACAACAUGGACUGAUGAUCCCAACACGUGGGGCACUUCAUGUAUGCGGGGGGAAGACUUCGACAUUGAUGUUGGCACGUUCACAGUUGUCGGGCCGUCUCCUGUUUCGCAGCAGAUGACAUGUGUUGCUGGGUGGACAUGUGCACUCGAGAUAUCUGGUGCCGGCAUUCGCAACGUCGAUCGUGCAAUGAUUCUGGAGACUUGUGGUGUGGCUUCAUCUGUGGAGGGAUUACCAAGCUCGCCGGGAACCGAAGUUGUCCGGGCACCAGGUGGUUCCUACCAGCUCUGUUGGUGUGCAACAUCUGGUCUGUUGAGCUGCAGAUUGUCCGUAGAGUUCACGUUUGGCUUUGGACAGCUGCACAUCUUGGGUCCCAUGCGUGGGCAAGAUCGGACAUGCGUGGCCGGACAAACUUGCGUUGUGGAUGUCCUCGGGCUGGGUCUGUCGGAUGAAGAUCAGUUCUUGGUGGCAGAGACUUGUGGAGCCUUUACGACCCUGCCCAGAUUCCCUUCGUCAGGUCUUUCCGAGUCUGUUUCGACGGCCCGGAACUCUACUGAGCUGUCAGUGAGGUCGUUUACCAUUUCUUGGGGCCUGACACUUGUGACAUCCCAGGGUGGAGACUACAGGCUUUGCUGGUGUUCUCAUGCUGCUUCGCAGAUCGCGGAUCGUUCGUGCUCUCUUCACCCGGCCUUUCUCGGCAUUGGCAAUUCCUCUGGAGCAGGUGAAAUGCUGCAGCCUGCGGCCAACCACGGCUUUCUGUUCGAUGCAGGAAGGCUUCGGGUUCGUGGGGUGUUCCCACUGGACCAGGCCCGUACUUGCAUUUCUGGCCAGACAUGCCAAAUAGAUGCCAUCACAGGCAUCGACCUAAAGAACGGAGAUGCUGUGAUGGCUUUGGAGACCUGCGGUGUCAAUCAGGCGAUCAACCGCUUUGCCUGGACAGGGCUGGCGACAAGCGUGGCGGCCAGCGGUUCCACGUUCUCCUGGGGCCCUGAACCGAUCACGGCAGCCGGAGGGGUCUACCGUUUGUGCUGGUGUGCAGCAUCAAGUCAUGGCUGCGAGAUUCCGAGCAAGUUUGCGGUUGAUUUCGGAUCUCUCAUGCUGCUUGGGUCUGAGACCGAGCACAUCCGUCAUUCGCGAACUUGUGUUGCGGGCACGACGUGCCGCUUGCAUCAAGUUGAAGGCCAAGAGUUGCCUGCUGGUAGCCAGCUGCUUAUCCUGGACAGCUGUGGCACUGCCAGCCAAGUACCCCGAUUCCCGGCGAUCUCGAUCCCGGCUCACGAUUCGAAUUGGACAUAUACGAGCCUCGAGUUUGGAGUGGUGACAGCAGCUGCAGGGCAGUAUCGACUUUGCUGGUGUGGUGGGCAGACGGGCUGCACUGAUGCACAGCAGUUUAAAUUCGAUGCUGGUAGCUUCACUUUGCUGGGACCGGGGCCUCUGGAGCAACACAGGACAUGCGUUAGUGGACAGCCAUGUGCCAUCGAGGGGCUCACGGGCAUCGGACUAGAAGACCUCAACGCUGGCACCUUUUCCGUUCUCGAGACCUGUGGCAUCGCACCCUGGAAGUCGACUUUCCCACCUGUGUCUUCGAUCCGAGUAACUGCUGGAUCAGAAGAGGUUGCAGUAUUCUGGAAUGCCUCGAUACUUCGGCAAGGUGGCCAACACAGACUCUGCUGGUGUCCCAGGCCUUCAGGCUGCACGGCUGAAGCAGACUUUUUGACGGACGUCGGUCGAAUUGAGCUCGUCGGGGUGUCACCUCUGCCGCAGCACCGGACAUGCGUCAGUGGACAAACUUGCGAGUUUGAUGGAAUCACCGGGCAUUAUCUAUCUGAUCAAGAUGUCUACCUGGUGGCUGAUACGUGUGGCACUACUUUAGGAGUGCCACGAUUCUUGGGAAAAAGCAGCUUCUCCACUUCAGUAACAGCUUCUGGAGCACGUGUUUCGUUUGGAUCCGUGCCAGUCACAGCUGCAGGUGGUCACUUCAUGCUCUGCUGGUGUUCCGGCACUCUUGCAAACGGCUGCCGCAACCAGGCUGACUUUCAAGUCGUUGCAGGCACACUCAGCUUGUUGGGACCGGCUCCGCUCCGGCAGGACAAGACAUGCAUCAGUGGGCACACCUGCAGCUUUGAAAUGACCAGCCACCUACCGCACGCAGGAAAUUCCUUCCUGGUUGUGGACACAUGUGGCACAAAUAGUCUGCCACAUGGUGUCUCCUCAACACCCUUCCAAACUACGAUGUAUCUCUCAUCUUUUUCAGUGGGCUUCGUGGAUGCAGACGGAGAUGGCAUUACUGCCUGCGGAGGAGACGAGUGCUUCAACGAUCCGUUCAAAAUCUACGGUGGAAUCUGUGGCUGUGGCGUCGCCGACGUCGACACAGACGGUGAUGGUCUAGUGGACUGCUUGGAUUGGUGCCCCCUGGAUCCAAACAAGACAGCUCCUGGAUACUGCGGAUGUGGCGACACCGAAGAUGACACGGACGGAGACGGUGUGCUUGAUUGUGCUGACAAAUGCCCCCUUGAUCCAACGAAAACCAACCCUCAGCUGUGUGGCUGUGGAGUGCCAGAUACAGACUCAGACAUCGAUGGUACCCCAGACUGCUAUGACAAGUGCCCCAGCCAGCCAGACAGUGUUGCUGGGGUGUGCCAGUGUGCCGCGAGCUUUGCCGACGAUGACUUCGACGGAACCCCCAACUGCAAUGAUCUGUGUCCGCUGGAUCCACUGAAGCUGGCGCCCGGGCCAGGAGGCUGUGGCACUCCCGACACAGACAGCGAUGGAGAUGGCACCGUUGACUAUUUGGACAUGUGCCCCCUCGACGCUGGCAAAGUCGAGUAUGGUGACUGCGGAUGCGGGGUUUCGGACAUCGACUCGGACUCUGAUGGCUUGCCUGACUGCGUCGAUGCAUGUCCGCUUGACAGUGGCAAGAACCUGACAGGUAUCUGUGGCUGUGGGAUCUCGGACGAGGAUCCUGAUGGGAACCGAAGGCCAAUUUGCUUCCCAGAUUGUCCUCCAGUCUCAACCUCCAGCCAAUACGUCGUCUCUGUGGCCGGACUUGGCAGAGAACAGAUCUCAAUGGCAGGUGGCCAAUAUCGCCUCUGCUGGUGUGCUGGCAAGUCGGGCGGGCCAGUCAAUGGCAGCAACGUGUCUAAUGAGAGCAGCAGCACCGGCUACAGCUGCUCCCACUUGGAAGAUUUCAAGGUCGACUUCGGUGGCCUGUUUGUCAUGGGGGUCGCACCACUGAAGCAGUCCAGGACCUGCGUGAGUGGCUCCUCCUGCGUUGUCGAGGGAUUCACUGGCUUUGGCCUCACCUCAGCCGAUGGUUACAUGAUCUUGGAGACCUGUGGUGUCCACUCGGGACCUCUUCUCACAUUGCUUCCUUUCGACAGCUAUGGAAACGUUAGCAACGGAUGGUCAAUAACACGGCGCUGGGUGAGGGAGACCCAGGUCUCUGGUGGCUUCUACAGGUUGUGCUGGUGUGCGGACCACUUUGACAACGUGACCUCUUGGUGUCAGCAUGCAGAAUACCACACAGUUGACGUCGGAACCAUGUCCUUGGCAGGACCAGAACUCUCCCAGGUCGGAUGGACGUGCGUGUCUGGGCAGGGAUGUGUUCUGGAUGCCAUCACCGGCCAUGCAUUGUCGUCCCUCGAUGCCCUUAUCGUUCUGGAGACCUGUGGAACAGCUUCUUCUGGCACUGCGGGCCUCCCACGGCCAGAGGCUCCGCUGGAACUGCUUUCUUCGCUUCAUGGCCGUGCAUCGUGGCAUGGUCCUUUGACCAUCCCCGGAGGUCUGUGCUGGUGCGCUGGCAUAGAGCAGCAGUCAUCAAGUAUUUUGAAUGGCUCCUGCAUUGCUGGCAAUGACACAGCUCCUGCAGAGCACUUUGCUCUGGACGUUGGGCGUGUCACUGUGCUCGGCACUGCGCCCCUCACUCAGGAUCGCACUUGUGUUGCAGGCCUGCCUUGCCACAUCGAUGGCAUUACCGGCCACGGAUUGACAGACGAUGACAAAGUGCUGGUACUUCACACGUGUGGCAAUGUGGCUCAUGUUAGCGGAUUUCCAGGUUAUGGUGCAAUGCGACAUACAUCAGCAUCUGGAGCAUCCGUGUUCUGGGCUUCUCCAGUCACAGCUCUUGGAGGGCAGUAUCGCUUAUGCUGGUGCUCCUUUGGCCAACAUUGCAGCAGUGGCGAGCAGUUCCGCACUGACUUUGGUAGCUUCACUCUCGUGGGGCCCAGCGGCUCCAACCAAGACAGGACGUGCAUCGCUGGACUCAGUUGUGUAGUGCAGGCCAUUGCAGGGCAAGAUUUGUCUGUCCUAAAUCAGUACGCUGUGUUGGACACCUGCGGAGUCGCAAGUCCCAUAGCUGGCAUGCCGCCACUAGAGACGACUGCCCACAAUGCCGCAGUUACCUCUGUCACGGUGACAGCCGUGGCUGGCCAAUACAGGCUCUGCUGGUGCAGUGGCCUACUGAACCAAACACCAGUUGGGUCGAAUUUGACAGAUAACCAAUCGAACGGCUCCGGCUACCAGUCUUUCCUCCCAUGGUGGAACACGAGCCUUGUCAAUCUGAGCUCACCCUCCAACGACACCGCCGUCCCAUGUCGAACCGCUGAGGAGUUUCGGAUGGAUGUGGGCGCGUUGCUUCUGAUUGGAGCGACCACAUUAGCAAGUGACUUUACAUGUGUAUCUGGUAGAGAUUGCGAGGUUGACCACAUAGUUGGCAUCAGCCUGAGCGACGGGGACUCCAUCGUUGUGCUUGAUACGUGUGGAAGACCAGGCGCCCCAUUGCAGCCUCGAGCUCUUGCCAACGGCACACAUGCAGCCUGGCAGACCAUCACAACACCAGGGGGCGUAUAUCGAUUGUGCUGGUGCAGUGCAUCCAAGCAGUGUCACGGGGCCGAAGACUUUGAUCUAGACAUUGGAAGGCUCUUCGUCUUGGGUCCACGGCCUCUGUCACAAGACCGGACUUGUGUAAGUGGGAUGGAGUGUGCGGUGAAUGGUAUUGAGAGUUACGGAAUGCUGCAGGGAGGUAGCAUUGCGAUUCUCAGCACCUGUGGCCUUGUUGAUGGAACGGAUAUAUGGGCUGCGCUUCCUAUGAGCUUUGCAUCGCAGCAGCAGCCGGGAAGUAGUGUUUUCUCGUCAAGUUUGGUGACCGACGUUGAGAUUACGGCUGCCGGGGGCAAGUACAAGCUCUGCUGGUGUGGCUCCUGGGCCGGUGGCUGCGACAGAUCUGAGGACUUUCAGGUCGACUUCGGCAACUUCUUCUUGGUGGGAGUCUCCCCUCUUCGGCAAGACCGCACCUGCUUCGCUGGCGCUGCUUGUGUCUUAGCGGACAUCUCCGGCCAUGGAAUUGCCGCAGAAUCUUCGGUUCUGGUGCUGGGGACAUGUGGUCUUGGUCGGGCAACGCUCAUGAGAUCCUGGUGGGAUGAAGCUUCCAUCAGCUCUGCCAGUGGCUCGGUGACCUCGUGGCGCAUGGUUCCCUCCUCUGGCCCAGGAGGGCAGUAUCGCUUGUGCUGGUGCUCCCGGCAACCCUGCAGCGUGCGUGAUGCGUUGGUGGACUUUGGCCAGUUGACCUUAGUGGGCCCGGAGCCCCUUUAUCAGCAUCGGACGUGUGUGAGCGGGCUUGCAUGCGAGUUGAGCGGACUAACUGGGACUUUCUGGAGUGGAGACAUCUGGGUGCUGGAUACAUGUGGAACGCGAAGUGGCUUGAUUAGCAGAUUUGCGACAGACGGCCGUUCUCUCAUCUCGAUGCCUGAAGGCACUGUCAGCUUCAACUAUCCGGUUUCAGCCGCAGGCGGACAGUAUCGCAUUUGCUGGUGUUCAGAUGGUUUCCUCAAUCACAGCAAUUCGACAGAUGAUCUUGCUCGACGCGGCUGCAGCUUUGCCCCGGAGUUUGUUAUGGAUAUCGGAGAAUUGCUGCUUGUUGGAGUGUCACCACUUGCGCAAGAUCACACUUGCAUUGCUGGGCAAAGCUGCCAUCUUCCAGACUUGCGGGGAUUUGGCUUGUCUGCUCUGGACACAGUCGCUAUCCUCGACACCUGCGGGCAACAGUUCUUGCAACGCUGGCCGGCGGAGCCCACGAUACUCGAAACAGAUGGCAAGCUCAGCGUAUCUUGGAGCUUCGUCACAGCAGCAGGCGGCCAGUAUCGGCUGUGUUGGUGUCCUGGGUUGUCUUGGACCUCGGGGGAGGCGGAGGAUGAUUUCGAUCCCUGGGCUUCAAAUGACACUUGGAACGGAAGUGGGACCCCUGUGCAAAGCUUCCAGAGAAAAUGUCCUUCCACGGAGUCUAUGAUUGUGGACUUUGGUGCAUUGACACUUAUAGGUCCAACUCCCUUAUACCAGGAAUACACAUGCGUCAGUGGCCAAACCUGUGAAUUGGAGCAUGUGGAGGGUCUUCACCUGCAGGAGGGAGAUCGUAUCCAAGUUCUGGAGACCUGUGCAGUGAGUGUGCAAGGCACGGUGCCGUCGCGCAUGCCUGCAGGAGGUCUGCUACAGGCCUUUGCUCUUGGCAACAACAGUCUUGCUUUCUCCCUCGGCGAGGUGGAUGUACCGAUCUCUGCGGUUGGAGGGACUUAUCGCCUUUGCUGGUGCUCGGCAGACGUCGACUGCAGGGCCUUGGAGUCUUUUCGGGUGGAUAUCGGACAGCUCACGGUGCUGGGUGCACGCUCAGGCAGCUUCACAUGUGUCAGCGGUAGUAGGUGUCACAUUGAUGGAGUUCCGGGGCUUUUCGCAAGCUCGGCUUUCAUGAUACUUGACACCUGUGGCAUGGGCGCCUCGAUCGACCAGGGACAGAUGAUUCAAAGUUCUGGUAGCAUGUCCGGGGUGUCGGGAGUGCUAAGUGCCUCUGGUGGGCAGUACAGGCUCUGUUGGUGUGGCUCUUCCGAGGAGACCUGGAUACAAGGGGACAACUACAGCAACUCUUCAGUCAGUGCGUUGCGAACCUUAGGUUGCGCGACAUCCAAAGACUUCCAAGUUGAUGCUGGCGAGAUUCAUCUGGUGGGACCGGUUCUUGGCCAAGCGCGCACAUGCAUUGGGGGUCAGUUGUGCCGCAUUGAAGGGCUUGUUGGCUACGGCUUGGCCCCGAGUGAUCGCCUGCUUGUCAUGAACAGCUGCGGCAGCAUUUCUGCUCUACCUGCAGGAUUUCCUACCGCAGGUACGGCCUUAGUGCCAACGAACAGAACCGUGGCAACCAACAUUUCAGACUUCUGGAACACCAUUGUGACAGCAGCCGGGGGUACGUAUCGUCUAUGCUGGUGCAGUGAGCUUGAUGCCAGCUGCUCAGCAUCUCAAGACUUUUCCGUGGAUGUGGGAGACUUUACAUUGCUUGGUCCACGACCCUUGGAGCAACACCGAACUUGCAUCAGUGGCCGGGCCUGCUUUCUGGCAGCCUCGCCGGAUCAUGGCCUGGAAGGGCUCGGAGUUGACCCGGCGGCGGAUGGGCUGCUGGCAAUUCCGCUCGCAUCCACCUGCGGGACUCUUGGUGCGAGGAAUAUCGACGGCACAACAUCCUACCUUGCUGUGCCCAGCGGCUCCUCCCCGGUAACGGUUGUACAGGCGGUGCCUCGCAUGAGCGAGCCCGGUGGCCUUUAUCGGCUUUGCUGGUGCAGCUCUCAGGCCUUGUCCUGCAUGGCGCAGCACCAUUCUGUGCAGGUCGGUCUUCUGACCGUCAUUGGCCCUGCGCCUUUGAAGCAGGAUCGAACCUGCAUAUCAGGAGCCAGCUGCAUAGUGGACCUUGAGGGAUCGUUUGUCGAUGCAAGAGUAGCGGGGAUGCUUAUGGUGCUGGAAACAUGUGGCCUUGCAACUCUGCUGCCGCGCUUCCUUCCAGAUGGUGUAGUGCCACUUCCUGGGACAGAAGCGAACAAGUCGGCCAACAUGUCGGCUUUGCAAAUCAGUGCUGCCGGUGGGCUUUACCGCAUGUGCUGGUGUGCAAACACGCUUCCGGCGUCUCUUCUUAAUGAGUCUUUUGCAGAUUCUGGUCUUCGCCUCGAAGCUUGCAGCGUCGGUGCCUUGACGGUUGUGGGGCUUGCUCCCCUUGAGCAGCAUCGAACCUGCAUCAGUGGUCAGAUGUGUGUGGUGGAUGGGAUCAGCGGACGGCAUCUCACGUUUGACGACAAGCUCCUCCUGCUAGAAACAUGUGGCACGGUGCUCGGUGAUGCUCGUGGCUGGGGCCGAGGAUCAGGGAUGGCAGUGGCCGAUUCGCUCGUCGCUACCGAUACCUUCUCAACGAUGAUCUUUUCCUGGGGCUCGGAGAAGCUCAGCCUAGCUGGGGGACAGUACCGGCUUUGCUGGUGCUCCAGCGCGGCUUCAACGAACAUCUCAGAGCUCGGUGCCCACCAAUCAAACAGGACGGCUUGUACGACGGCCGGAAGCUUCCAGGUUGAUGGAGGCCGCAUGACAAUCAUCGGUGUGGCUCCGCUGCGGCAAGAUCGGACAUGCUUGUCGGGUCAGACGUGCAUGAUAGACGGAAUUCAAGGUCAGCACCUCUCAGAUCGCGACCUGUGGUUGCCCAUGGACACCUGCGGGGUGCCGGAUCAAAUCAUCUCACCGGCCGGGCGACUUGUUACGACGGUUUCGCUUUCUGGCAGCUUCGUUUCAUGGGGAAACCAUGCUCUCACACUGGCAAGCGGGCAGUACCGCCUGUGUUGGUGCUCGGGCGAUGCGCAUUGCAGUACAUCUUCUCAGUUUUCCAUAGAUGUUGGAGAGUUCCGCAUGAUUGGGCCGUCUCCACUGCAGUCCCACACCUGCGUGUCCGGGCAAACUUGUGUUGUCAAGGACGUGGUGGGCACGGGAUGGGAGGCCACGGAUCAAUUCUUAGUCAUGGCGACCUGUGGGCGCAGCCAGGCUACCCCCGGACUGAGUUUUACUGGCCGAGUUGCUGCCUUGAGCGAAACCUACACGACAGUGACCUGGAAUUCAGCUCGGGUUCUCGCACUGGGCGGCAGUUAUCGGCUGUGUUGGUGUCCGGGCGUGAUCGUAUCAAGCAGCACCAACAGCUCGCGCGACUGUGUUGCGACGGAGUUCGCUGCCGAUGCCGGUGAGCUGUUUGUUCUUGGCCCUACCAGGAGGCAAGAGUGGACUUGUAUCUCUGGUCAAGAAUGCUCAGUCUCUGGACUUGAUUCCGGUGCGGCAACUAGUGACUUUGGGCAGCUGGUGGUGCUCGAGACUUGCGGCGUUGGAGGCAUCCUGCCUCGCUGGUCUGAAUCAGGUCGUUUAGCUCCACAUUUGGUCGCGACUGACUCCCUCACUUCUGGCGUUGUGGUGUCUGCAAAAGGCGGCCGAUAUCGUCUCUGUUGGUGUGCUUCAUUGCCAAAUCCAGCAGCACACUGCUCUUCAGAAAGUUCAGCAGGGAAUGCAUCUUGCGAGCUUUUCACAAGCAACUGGACGGGAAACUUGAGCUUGCCUUGUCAAGCUGCACAGGAUUUUUCUGUCGACCUGGGCAGCAUGGAUGUGCAGGGCCCGAGCCCACUCGACCAGCACAUGACCUGCUUCAGCGGUCAAGCCUGCCAGUUCCAUCAUCUUACCGGCUACUAUCUGGAUAGCCUCAGCAGGGUCAUGAUCCUCGAUACCUGUGGUGCCAACGCGUUGCCAUCCCGAUUAAAGCAGGAAAGCUUCAUGAGUGGCAAUUCCUGGGCGCCCGCCGAAAUAACUUCGCCUGGAGGAGUUUACAGGCUUUGUUGGUGCAGGGAGUCGAACUUCACCUGGCAGAGCUGCCUGCUGGGUGAGCAUUUCCUUGCCGACGCUGGCACCCUGACAGUCCUUGGGCUGAGCCCCCUGAGUCAGGAUCGCACCUGUAUCAGCGGCCACAAGUGCACCCUGGACAAUCUGGAAGGAGUUGGAUUGGAAGAUGCCUCUUUCAAGGUGCUCAUCAUGAACACGUGUGGGCUGGAUGACACAGUGCCAAAGUGGGCCCAUGCCGCAGACUUGUGGACAAUGCGGCCUGGCUUCGCUUCUUGGCUGGACCUGGCCGUCACGGCUGUUGGUGGUUACUAUCGCCUGUGCUGGUGCUCACAGACGAAUCACACGUCGGAAAGCCAAUGUUUGCGAGCCUCUCACUUCGAAGUGGAUGCGGGUGGCCUCCUCCUUGUGGGCCCGGCACCCCUCGAGCAGGACAGAACAUGCAUCAGCGGGCAGACUUGUGUCGUAGAGUCGCUGCUCGGAGUUGGAUGGACAGCUUCAGAUGCAAUAGCUAUACACUCCACUUGUGGCGACUUACAUGACGAAGCGGUGCCAGCGAGGUUCUUUCAAGAAAGCCCUCGCCUGUCAGACACGCCCGGUGGAAGCUGGACGGCAAGCUGGGAUGCAGUACGUAGUUCUGCUGCUGGAGGUCAGUAUAGGCUAUGCUGGCAUGCGGGGGCGGAGCUGAAUGGAACAGUGGUGGCUGCAGAUGGGGAAGGUUGGAUAGACAUGGGAACACAUGCGGAGGAGGACGUGAAGCACGACUCCAAAGAACAAACACGGACAUGUUCCUUCGUUGGCCACGUUUAUGGUGACCACAUAUGGUCCAUGUCAAUCAUGGACACCUGUGGGCUCAACCAUGAUCCACCGCAAAGAACAGCUGUGGUUGCAGCUACGGGAAGUGUCACUUCAGUGACCUUCGAUACUUUGACAUCUGCAGGCGGCGUCUACAGGCUUUGCUGGUGUGCUGCGAGGACCUGCUCUACCUCAGAGUCCUUUGCAGUAGAUGCCGGGAAGCUCGAGCUUGUUGGAGUAUCUCGUGCGCAAGAUAGAACAUGCAUUUCUGGGCGAACUUGUGAGAUUGACGGGCUUCGUGGAUAUCAUAUCUCGAACCAUGACUACCUGCAGAUUCUGGAGACCUGUGGAGAAGCGGGCUCACAUCCGUAUUUGCCCAGACAGCAGCUGUCAGUUCAGGGCGGAAGUGCUCGUGCCAUCUGGCCAGUCGUGCCAGUGGCUGCUUAUGGAGGUCAGUACAGAAUCUGCUGGUGUAGCAGUGAGGGGGCGAACUCCUAUGAAGGAAACUCUUCGCAUGACUGCGCAUCCUCGCAAGACUUCAGCGUAGAGGUGGGGAAUCUCCUGGUUCUCGGUCCAAGCUUCCCAGAACAGAUGAGAACUUGCAUCAGUGGCCAUUCAUGCAGACUCACAGGUCUCUUGGGCGAGAGCUUUGCUGGUGGAUCGGAAAUCCUUGUAGCGGAGACAUGUGGAUCCGCUUCCAUCAUUCCCGGAUUUCCCCAAGCAAGUCAAACUCUUGAGCAAAACCUCCUUGUGGAAGUUGCCUGGACCAUGGUAACCGCAGCCGGAGGCCGAUAUCGUCUCUGCUGGUGUUGGCCCCUUGAAGGCUACAAUGCGUCCGGCGCUGGAGAGUGCGACGUGGCCUCGAAGUUUCGCAUUGACCUGGGCACGCUGACGCUUUUGGGUCCUCUGAGAGAUCAAGACCGGACGUGCACUUCCGGCCUCAGCUGCUUCAUUGAUGGCAUCCUGGGGGAAGGGCUGCGCGCCGACACGGACAACGUGCUUGUUUUGGAGACCUGCGGAGUCAACCAGGUGGUGCCACGAUUUUCCGGUGCUGGGGUGUUCACCGACAUCUCCCGAAGUGGUGCAAGCAUCAGCUGGGGAGCUGCCCCGAAUACUGCCGCAGGAGGAGGCUACCGACUUUGCUGGUGCUCACAAAGUGCAUGUAGUACACCCACAGACUUCCAGGUAGACUUCGGAUCGCUUCUCCUCCUCGGAGUCGCGCCGCUGGAUCAAACGUUGACCUGUGUGGCGGGAAGGGCGUGCCCAUCCUCGUGGUCUUUCGGAGUCUCGGGGGUAUCCUGGUCUUCCUUCGGAACGGCGAUAGCUCUGGAGACCUGUGGAGCCGAGAGAGCCCUUGCCCCACCGAGAAUGCAAAGCAACAUCACCGGAGUUGAGAUCCUUGAAAGAUCAGCUGCUGGGAAGUGGAGGCUCUGUUGGUGCGCCUCUGGUCCGACGAACGACUCAGUAUCAAACCGAACCAUGUGUGAAACCAUGCUGGACUACAUUGUCGACAUCGGGGAGCUGUCAAUCCUGGGCCCGCUGCCAACGAACGGUCACACCUGUGUGAGCGGCCUUCCUUGCUUCGCAGAUGGCCUCCUGGGCUUGGAUUUAUCCCCCAACGAUUCGUUCGUGAUACUUUCAACUUGUGGAACCGAGACCACACCGAUGCGCUUCCCGAAUGCUGCGCUUGCUACGUUUGAUCCCGGGACGGGCACGCUACACUGGGACGGGAACGGCUCCUUCACGGCCUUGACUGCUGCAGGUGGACAGUAUCGUCUUUGUUGGUGUCACCCCGUGUCGAAUGUUGACUGCCUGGCAUCUGCUGACUUCAGAUAUGAUGUCGGAAGCUUCGCAAUCUUGGGUCCGGCGCCCUUGCAGCAGCAUAGAACUUGUAUUAGCGGCGCGGCGUGUGCGCUGGAGGGACUCACAGGUAACUUGCUGUCAGAUGCAGAUGCAGUGAUGGUGAUGCAGAGCUGUGGCUCCAAGCAAGGAGCCGGCAUUGGCUUUCCAGCCUUAGGGCUUGGAAAUUCUUCUUUGAUCGUGACACCCAGCGGUGGCUCAUACCGAAUUUGUUGGUGUACUCCACCUGCCAGAGCGUUUCUCGCCGGUUUACCUUCCUUUGCCUGGCAGAACAGGGAUGGCUGCAACCUGGCAGAAGACUUUCUGGUCGAUAUUGGCGCUUUCACAGUGCUGGGCCCUCUCCGCGAUCAUGCGAGGACCUGUGUCGCCGGUGCCAUUUGCAGUAGCGCCAUCCAAGGGCUCGGUCUUUCAUUGGAUUACCGCUUACAGAUUCUUGACACUUGUUCGGGAUCGGGACAGGUAGCGGAAAGCGAGACAAGAAACGAUACGGCGCCUCUGUGGUUUGACAAGAUCUCAUCUGCAGGUGGAGCCUAUCGACUUUGCUGGUGUGCCCUCCAGGCCUGCAACGAGAUGGUGGACAUAGGGACCGUCUUCCUCCUUGGAGUAACACCGCUGCAGCAGGACAGGACGUGUGUCGCGGGGCAAGCAUGCAGGCUCGAUGGGGUGUCUAGCUACGGAGAACUGGAUGCUAGCCAUCUGAUGAUCCUGCAGACUUGCAAUGUUCCCCAUGGGCUUGGCAUUGCAGAUGUGCAUGCCGUAGUCGACAGUGCAGUGGCACACGGCAAUUUCAGCAACGCUUCCGGGGAGAUGCCGGCUGUCCAAAGCAAAGCCUGGUUCCUGGAUGAGGUGACUCUACCCGGUGGGGGCUACCGCCUUUGCUGGUGUGGAUCCAUGGCUGCCACAGGUGCUGCGAAUGAUACGGGCGGCCCUGACAACCUGACGGCUUCUGAUUGCAGGGUGAUUCCCGGGUCUCAGGUGGACUUCGGGGAACUCUUGGUAAUUGGUCCGUCCAACAGUGUCGAGGCGACUUGCGUGAGCGGGCAGGCCUGUGUCGUGGAUGGGCUGCUCGGAGAGCAUCUCUCGACAGGCGACUUCAUCACCAUUCUGGAUACUUGCGGUGUGCCGAGUAGAGAUCUCGAUGGCUUCCCCCAGAACGGCCUGGCAACGAGCAUUGCUGCAAGCGGCAGCGCAGCAGACUGGGGUCUUCAGACUCCGCUUACGGGCCAAGGAGGGUCCUACAGGUUGUGCUGGUGCGCUGCCGGCUUUUCAUGCUCCAGCUCAGAAGACUUUGCCGUCGAAGUGGGAUCGCUUUCCUUGCGGGGGCCCAUCCCUCUUGGCCAGGACAGGACCUGUGUGGCCGGAUACACUUGCAACAUCGGAUUUGAUGGGAUGGACAUGAGCCCAUAUGUGGUGGAGGCCGUCAGCUCCGUUCGCCUCGCCCUCCUCCCUUCAAACGUGAUCUCUGCGGGACUCUCGGUUCUGGAUGUGCACUACGGUACCUCCGCACAUUUGCACGCUCCGAAUGUGAGUGUCACUUUGGCAGCCUCCUGCAGCAUGGCGAACACAGGCUCCUUUCUGUCUGCAGGGCAAGCGUUGCUUUGGUAUUCGUGCUCCUGGCAGCCAGCAGUUACUGCCUCUCAGUGGUUUGUUUCGUUACAGUCUGAUGCAACGCUGCAGAUAUAUGAGGUUCAGUUCUUGGGCCGAAACGGAUGGACCACAAUUUCCGACGGCGUCGGUGUUCAUGGGGAUGCAGGCACGUUGUCAGAUGGAUUGCUUUCAAGCUGGGUGCUGGCAGGCUCAGGCCAUCCUAUUGAGCUGAUUUUUACAGCUUUGCAGCCAGACACCAUAGUCAUUGCAGACACCUGUGCCACAAGCUCCUCAGCUUGGGGUCCUGUUCCUCUCAGUCCAUAUACCGCGCACGUGUUGACCGUCCAGGGUGGGCUGUAUAGAAUGUGUUGGUGUGCGCGCGGUUUCAGCUGCAGCUUCAAGGAAGACUUUUCCGUCAAUGCGGGACUGCUGACCGUUGUCGGUCCCAAGACCGUGCACAACACUUGCAUUGGAGGGCACUCCUGCCAUGUGGACCUUGACGGUCAAUAUCUAUCCGAUCGCAAUCAGGUUUUAGUCCUCCACACAUGUGCAGUGGAAGAUGCAUAUGCUUGGAAGCUGACUGACCUGGGUACCUGGCGCCAGCUUUCCAGCAGCGGAGCAACCCUUUCCAGCAAAGCUGCUAUCACAUCUUCUGCAGGGUCAUACAAACUGUGUUGGUGUAGUGGCUUCUCAGUCUGCGAGACUGCGUCUGAUUUCUCUGUAGAGGCAGGCGAGCUUUGGGUACUUGGGGUAGCACCUCUUUUCCAAGCCCACACUUGCAUCAGUGGUCAGAGCUGCGUUGUCGAUCACCUGACUGGUCUGGGCUUGUCGAAGGAUCAGGUCAUGAUCCUAGACACGUGCGGUACGCAAGCCUUACUGUACAGGGGCCUUGACGCCACUGAGCUUUUAAACGGAAGCAGCACCAUCCUUACCUGGACAAACGAGUUGACGGUGCCGGGUGGUCAAUACAGGCUGUGUUGGUGCAGCACCCAAUAUGCACAAGAUGCCUGCGCCACUGCAUCAGAUUAUCAGGUUGACUUUGGCCAGUUCACCAUCCUCGGACCCUCGCCACUGCAGCAAACGUGGACAUGCAUUGCUGGUCAAUCAUGCCGAAUCGAUGGCAGCACUGGUUUUGGAACUGGGCUUCCAACUGAGAUUGUGAUCAUGGACACUUGCGGUGCCCCGGACAGUCAGAUUGUGUUCCACAGUGCACCUAUCGGGGGCUUGUCCAGCUCAUGGGAAAAGUCUCUGUUGUCCAUUCCUGGUGCUUCCUACCGUCUUUGCUGGUGUGCAAUCGCAUCAUAUCCGUGUACGAUGGCCGAGAGUUACAGGGUUGACUUUGGCCAGCUGCUGGUGCUUGGUCCUUCUCCGCUAAUGCAAGAUCGGACAUGCGUGUCUGGCAGCAGGUGCGAAGUCGAUGGAUUCCUGGGCAUGGGCUUAUCCAGCUCAGAUCUUGUGGUUAUGCAGGACACAUGUGCAGACCACCGUUCGCGAAUCGGCCUGCCAGCAGGUGGGUGGCUGAUAUCGCUGAUGCCAGCAGCUGGGAGCGCAUACAUGUCGGCGGAGAGCGUGAGGAGCAGUAACGGCACCAUUAUUUUCAACACUCUCACGGCAACAGGAGGCCAGUACAGGCUUUGCUGGACGAGCUGGAUGGCCCUUCAGGUUGACAUGUUUGGCAACAGCAGCGAAAAUUCUAGUAUCGAGGAAGCAGUAAGUUUCCUAGGCAGUUGCAAUGACACGCUUGGCGGCAACAGGACUUGCGCACUACCGCAGAUGCCUGGCCGCUUGAUUCUACCUACUGGCAUGAUCGACAUUGGAAGGCUCACGCUGAUGGGUCCCGCUCCGUUGGAUCAGAUGCACACGUGUGUCAGUGGACAGCGCUGCAGUUUCGGCGGCAUCACCGGGAUGCAUUUGGAUGUUCGGGACCAGAUCGCUGUGAUGGACACCUGUGGAAUUCCCGGCAGAAUGGAGUCGUCUUCGGUUCGGCCCUUUGCUUCCUGGGUAGACUUUGGAGCCACGACGCUUCCCGGUGCCACUUACCGGCUUUGUUGGUGCAGCGCGGCUGCGGGCUGCAGCUUAGCGGAAGACUUUCUCGUGGACUUCGGCAGGCUGUCCAUACUUGGCCCCACGCAGUCUGAGCAAUUCACGUGCGUGUCGGGCCGCUUGUGCACCGUGAAAGGCUUGCUUGGAAGAAGCUUCUCCAGCCUAGAUCGAUUGGCGAUUUUUGACACCUGUGGACUUCCUCCAGGCAGCAGCAGCCUGCCUCCGAUCCAAGGAGGGCCAACCCCCCUGGUGCCACGAAUUCCUUCAGACGGCACGGGAAUUUCGACCUCAAGUGGAGCUGCUGUUCAGUGGGAUGGAAAGUUCACUGCGUUUGGUGGCUUAUAUCGCUUGUGCUGGUGUGCUGGAUCUCCAACAGGUGCCUUUGACAACCCAGCCCAGGAUGCUUUAGACUCCCUUUGGAGUGGGGUUGCUGGGGUUGUACCGAGCGUUGCAAAUGGAAGCAAUCUCUCCAGUCGCCGCCUCGCCGGCUCCUUCGCAGAAUUUACCAACUCGAGCAACGUCUCAAACUUGACGGAUCCGGGCUUCCUCUGUCAGCAGGCCUCGCAGUUCCGGGUGGAUGUUGGAGAGCUGCUGCUGAUCGGGCCGUCACGGCUUCCAGCCGCCACCUGCGUCAGUGGCCAGACUUGUGUGAUCGAUGUUGUCACCCAGCCUUCCGAAAAUUUCAUUCUAAUGGACACCUGUGGUGAGUCUGUCUCAAGCCUUGGAGGCCCGGCCGUGGGCUCUUCCGUGGUGUCUUGGGGCCCACAAGCGCUCGUAGGCGCGGGUGGAACCUAUCGACUGUGUUGGUGCUGGAACGAUGCUGCCGUGAAUACCAACUCCUCCAAUGCCACUGGAGGCUCAUCACAAGUUUCAGCUCUUGCCAUUCGAGUCGACGUAAAUGCAUCAAACACAUCAAACGUGUCGCGGGGUUCACAUGAGCCAUGUCAGCAGAUGCAAGACUAUGCGGUGGAAGUAGGGCCGGUGCUUCUGCUGGGUCCAUCACCACUGCAACAAGAUCGAACUUGCGUGAGUGGACAUACCUGCACGGUGGAAGGGAUAGUUGGCACUGAGCUGGAAGAUCUUCUGGUUCAAGACACUUGUGGCAGUCCCUCCUCUUUGGUGUUGCCUGUGAACUACAGCACUGUCGAUCAUCGAUGGCAGCUACCAGUUCUGACGCAGCAAGGUGGCACAUACAGGCUUUGCUGGUGCUCGGGGAUGUUCUCAUGUCGCUUGGAAGACCUCCGUGUUGACUUUGGCACCUUGCACUUGCUCGGCCCAAUGCCUCUAUCUCAGCACCGGACCUGCAUUAGUGGAUGUCCCUGUACCGUGGACAGACUCGAGAUUUAUCCGCCGGAGCUCGCAGGAAUGUCUCUUCAAGUUCAGCAAACGUGCGCAUCGACGCAGCUCCUGGGCGGCUUCCCGACCGAUGCAGCUGGGAUAGACACGUCAACACGUUCUGCAACUUGGUCAGAGAUCACGGCUUCCGGUGGCAUCUACAGCUUGUGUUGGCAUGUGGAGCCUGAUGCAGGGCUCACAAAUUUCACUGGAAAUGGUUCGCUGCAACAGUCGGGAAAUGAGAACCAUAGCCUUCGAAAUAGCCUGCCUGUAGACCACUCGGUGUUCAUGGGCCAGCUCCUUCUCAUUGGCCCGGCCAGGGAUCAUGGAGUGACAUGCAUCAGCGGAGGCCGCUGUGCCGUGAGGGUUCGUGGGCUUCAUCUCUCCGACUCAGACUUCAUGGCAAUUCUCGACACCUGUGGUGUCAGCACGUCCUCGCAGCAGCUCGCCGCAGUACAGCAGUUGGAAUACACGGGCGCACAGGCCGUGCUUGUAGAUUGGCCCGGCACCUCCAUGAAGAUGGAUGGCGGCCAAUAUCGCAUGUGCUGGUGCUCCGGGCUGGUGCAAUCAGCCGCUGGGGCCAACGCCUCCAACACAUCGCAGCUCUCGCAGCCCUGCGACUCGGCUCAGUCCUUUCGGGUAGAUACUGGAAGCCUCUCUGUGCGCGGCCCAAGACCCGUUCUUCGGACGUGUCUUGUGGGAAGACCAUGUCUUCUCACAGAACUGGACGGCUUUGCUUUGAGUCCGUCAGACCAGCUGCUGCUUCUGGAGACUUGUGGCAGUCCUCGGGUUGCCGAUGGCGGGCUCUCACAGAGCCUCCGCGAGGAGAUGUCUGUCAGGUUCACAAUCAGUCGGGCUGGCAGCUACCGCCUGUGCUGGUGUGGUGCAAAGCCUUGGAGCCCGAACACGACGGCGUGCUCAAGCCCAUUCGAGUUCACAGUGGAUGCCGGCGAAGUUUUGGUGUUGGGACCAGUGCCGUCACAGCUCAGGACGUGUGUGAGUGGACUCCGCUGUUCGUUGGAGGGUCUGCUCGGCACUGGACUUGACGAAGACGAUCGUGUGCUGGUUAUGGACACCUGCGGCAGUCCCAACGUGGUACCCCUGUUUCCAGCAGCAGGUCUUUCUCAGGAAGUUGGCAGUAGUGGAGCUUAUGUGUCCUGGGGGAAUGCUGUGAUCACCUCGAAGGGAGGAGCGUAUAGACUGUGCUGGUGUAGUCGAAACUUCAACACCAGCCAUUCGGAAAAUGCGUCUGACCCAGAAUGCAGCUUGCCAAGUGCAUUUGGAGUCGACUUCGGCACGCUUGUGCUACGUGGACCUGCAGAGCUUGCAAACCCACUUUACUGCAUCUUGGGUGAUGAUUGCGUCAUGCAGCCUGUUUCUGGCAUGUACACCAGCGCGUUGGAUUGGGUUCGUGUGCUGGACACAUGCGGCGUUGAUGCACAGCAGCCUGCAUACCAAGCUGACAUCUCGCUGCAAGUUCUGUCUAUGGCAUAUGCGAGAUCAAAUGUCAGUGCUGAUGUCAACAUGACUGGCGGCGAGAACCAGUCCAGCGUGAUAAUUCCAGCUGCAGGCAUUCCUGCUGCCGGUGGCCAGUACCGGCUCUGUUGGUGUGGUCAUGAGUCGAAAUGCCUAGCUGCUUCCAGCUAUCGGGUGGACUUCGGCAGCAUAUCAUUGACUGGGCCGUUGCAGGGGCAAUCUCGGACAUGCGUCAGUGGCAAUUCUUGCGUAGUCAGUUCCAUUCUUGGAUACGGCCUUUCGAACGAGACCAGUUUCCUUGUCAUGGACACUUGCGGUCAGUCUGGUGCUGUCCAGGGCGCAUUCAGCGGUCUCGCAGUCUUGUCGUCUGGAGCAGCCGUGCAAUGGUCGGCUGAGCCAGUAACAGGUGGAUUGUACCGUCUAUGCUGGUGUGGAGCUGCCAUGAACUCGAGGAAUGCCACGCAAGGUCGAUGUGAUUCUAGCUGGAGUUUCAAAGUUGAUUUCGGCGGGUUGAUCGUGCGGGGCCCGUCGCCGCUGUCGCAGACCUUUACAUGCAUUGCAGGACAGCUGUGUCGCUUCGACGGAGUCAGGGGUCAGGAUCUGUCCUUUGCCGACCAGUACUUGGUGCUGGACACUUGCAGUCGCAGCAGGCUGGCCACGGAUGUCCUCGAUGUUCGCAUUGCAUUUUCAGAGCAGCCUUUCAAUUCGUCGCUCCAAAGUGAUGGGAUGGUGUCAGUUCCUGGUGGUCAAUACAGAUUGUGUUGGUGUGGACGGGCCAGCACUCAGAACUUGUCGCACCAUCUCUCUUGCAGUCUUCCGACCGACUACCUCGUGGACUUUGCAAGUAUUUCCGUGAUUGGACCCUCGUCCUUUGAUCAGCAUAAAACUUGCAUUGCUGGAAUGAGCUGUGCGAUUCGAAACAUGGAGGGCUACUUUACUUCCAGCGGUGAUGCCCUGAUGGUGGCCGCCACGUGUGGCCAGAGUGAAGCGUUGAUCCAUGGUCUUUCUAGGUCUGGACUCAUGCUGCCAGAUGCACAGGUCAAUUCGACUUUCCGUUGGCUCUUGACAUCCACGUCUGCACAAGGGGGCCAAUAUCGUCUGUGCUGGUGUGCCGAUGGCCAGGUGUGUUCAACCAUGGAGCACUUCACGGUUGAUGUGGGCGCUUUUUCUCUUCUGGGGCCUACGCCGAUCCAGCAAGCAUUCACAUGCGUGGCAGGUCGCGAGUGUAACAUCGAUCCCAUUACGGGCUUUCAUCUGAACGAGAACAGGCUGGUUGUGUUGGAGACCUGUGGCUCGGAGAGAGGUGUUCUACGCAUCCCCAACAGUGGCUUGUCCGUGUCUUCUGGUGAAGCCAGCUGGGGCCCUUUGCCUCUGACUGCUGCAGGGGGGCAGUACCGCCUUUGCUGGUGCGCUGACCUGGUCAUGAAGCCUCUCAAUGAGUCACACAAUAAAUCAAGAGGCUGCCGCAUCUUUUCAGAUUAUACUUAUGACAUCGGCAGCUUCAGCAUUCUUGGGCCAGCGCCAGUUUUGCAGAGCCGGACAUGUGUUAGCGGCCAAAACUGUCAGCUUGAUGGCUUCACUGGGCACGGCCUCAGCAACCUGGACAAACUUCUAGUUUUGGACACUUGCGGUGAACCCACCUCCGUGGUGCCAAAAUGGACCUUAGCUGGUGGCAGCGUCGAGACAACUGGCAGUGGCACGGCUGCCUCAUGGCAAGCCAUCGUGAGUGCUGCUGGUGGACAGUACCGCUUGUGCUGGUGUGCGACCGUGCAAGUCAAUGAAACAGGCGCAGGCCAGUUUUGCACACAUGCUGGAGAUUUUGCCGUGGACAUGGGUGCAAUGUGGCUGCUGGGUCCGACACCGUUGUUGCAAGACCGCACCUGUAUCAGCGGGCAGACUUGCUCGUCGAAGGGCAUGGUGGCUACGACAGGCGGUGGCGUGUUUUUGUCUGGUCGAGUGCACGUGCUUGACACAUGUGGACAGGUCGGAUUCUUGGAUAGGUUUCCAGCAGGUGGACUUAGUGGUGAGGUGCGACCUCUGGAAGGCAUUGUGACCUCACCGCUUGCUGGCGACCUGCUGGACGUUCGCGGCAUGUCCGUUGUAAGCUGGACCUCUGAAGCCUUAACAGUUUCUGCAGGCCAGUAUCGUCUUUGCUGGUGUGCCCUCCUUCCGGGUCCAACGAACAUCUCGGGCUGCGUCUUGACAUCCGAAUUCAGCGUAGACUUUGGAGCCCUUCACUUGUACGGCCCGCUCCCUGGCCAUCGCCGCACAUGUGUCAGUGGAUACGCCUGCUCAUUCGGCGGUAUUGCCGGCUAUGGCCUGAGCCAGAACGACACCAUCCUUGUUAUGGAGACUUGUGGUUCCAAUCAUGUCGCAGCCCGCUUUCCGUGGAGUGGCGUCAUCGACCACAUCUCUGCUAGUGGGUCUCGUAUGAGCUGGGGGGAGACCCCCAUAUCUGCACACGGUGGUAGCUAUCGCCUCUGCUGGUGCAGUCAAAGUGCUUCGUGCAGGAGACCAGACGCUUUCCCCUUUGACUUUGGUGAACUCCUGUUGGUUGGGCCUGAGCAGGUGGACCAAACAUGCGUCGCCGGUCAGAUCUGUCACCUUGACGGCCUGCCGCGUUCCUGGUCCGAGCUGAAUUCUUACAUGAUUUUGGAGACUUGCGGCAUAGCCGAUAUCAUCACUGCAAGUCCCGUUCUGUCGGCACAGGGCCAAGCAAACUGGGGCGCAAGCCCUCUGACGUCGGCUGACCUUCAGGCGGGCAUCUACCAGCUGUGCUGGUGCACUCCACUGCCUCCUUUGCCGUCUGUGAACUCUACACAUUCGAACCAAUCCGAGGGUAAUCUGACAGGCCCAUGUCGCCUGUCUUUGCAGCACCAGGUUACCGUUGGCACGCUGAUGAUGGUUGGUGCCAGCGCAGAGCAGCAACGAACCUGUGUCAGUGGGUUGACUUGCGUGAUUGAUAGCAUUGAGGGCUAUCAUCUGUCAAUGCAUGACAAAGUGCUUAUCAUGGAAACCUGCGGCACUCAAGUACCGACUGGUUUUUCUUGGACAGCACAAGCCAGCAACGCAUCGGCGGGAAGGCUAAGCUUUUCAUGGGGUGCCGUCCAUAUCACACCUCCAGGAGGCUCCUACCGCUUGUGCUGGUGUGGUGCAUCCAUGGCUUGUAGCCAGGUAUGGGAGUUUAGGACGGACUUUGGGCAAUUACAAGUCCUUGGACCUGCACCCUUAAUGCAGCAUCAGACAUGUGUGUCGGGGCACCUCUGCCGCCUCUCUUCUGGCAUAGAGCAUGCGAAUAGCAGUGACAGCGUUGGACUGCACUAUGCCGUUUUGGCAAUGGACACUUGCGGUGGAGUGUCUGUUCCUCAAGGCUUUCCGCUGCAUUGGACCAGAAACAGCAGCUCGAAUGCAACGGCUGACAGUCUCUUGAGUGCAUCGAUGCAGGAGAUCGCAACAGCUCCUGGCAGCACAUAUCGUCUUUGCUGGUGCGGCAUACCUGAAACAGCCACAGGCUGUAGAUUGCCAGGGGACUUCCGAGUUCAUGUCGGAGAGUUGACUAUGAUUGGUCCUCGGCUUAGCUCCCAUACAUGCAUCAGCGGCCGCCUUUGCAGUCUCGAAGAUCUGCAGGGUUUACAUCUCAGUAGCUCCAAUAUGUACAUGGUUUUGGACACAUGUGGUGUGGCAGCAUCUGCUUGGCCUGAGGGUUAUGCAGGAUUGGUCAAACCUGGCAUCGUUAUUCCGGAUGAAACCGCCACGUUGGCUGGGCAGUACCAGCUUUGUUGGUGCGCCAGCUUGCACGUCGCGAAUGCGAAUGCGACUGAGAAUUUCAACGCGAGCUUGCCAUGCCGACGCGCAGAGGACUUCGCCUCUUCCUCUGGCACAUUCACCAUCCUUGGUCCUGCCCCCUUGCAGCAGCAACGAACAUGCAUAAGCGGACAGACUUGCGUCCUCGACGGCCUGACCGGUUUAGGCCUAUCAAAUUUGGAUUUGCUGGCUGUGCAAGAUACGUGUGGCCUUGCAUCGGCCCCUUCAAGAUUUCCUGCGGCAGCCAAGCUUGAAGUACUGCCAGGCCUAACUGCGCGAGUUGCUUGGGAGCAUACAAGGCCCUCGUCUGCUGGAGGUAAGUAUCGGCUUUGCUGGACUCGACUCGAUGCGGACUCCAGCAAUUCCUCCAUGCCUGCAAUCUCCUUCAAAGUUGACAUUGGUGAGCUUCUCCUGCUCGGCCCGUCUCCUUUGGAGCAGUCCGCCACUUGUGUAAGCGGUCAGAGCUGUGUUCUUGACGUGCUCAGUGGGUAUGGCUUGGAUUCGGGCGGGCAUCUUAUGCUUGCUGACACAUGCGGAGUUCAGGCGGAAGACAGGCUCGGACUCCCAAGUGAUGGGCUUACAUCUUGGGGUGCCAACGAAACUACAGUUUCCUGGUCCCAAGCUUUCACAGCUGCUGGGCAGUCCUACAAGCUUUGUUGGUGCGCGGUGGGACUUUCUUGCAGUGCGGAGCACUUUAUCGAUGUAGGUGUCCUGAGCCUCAUUGGACCCGCGCCCCUCAGCCAGGGCCGGACCUGCAUUUCUGGGAGCCCAGCAGGCUGCAGCUUCGCCUUGUAUUUGGAGCCCUUCCAAGCGCUCUCGCUUAGCAACAACAGCUCCGGCCAGAGCCCGAGCAACAUCCUGAUCUCGGCCAGCUGCGGUGUAGCGACAGCGACGGCGGACCUGCCGCCGGCGCAGUUCCUGGGGCCCUUGGGCUCAGCAUCCUGGCCCUCGCUUGUGCUUCCAGGUGGUGAGUAUCGUCUGUGCUGGUGUGCGCAAGAUGCCUGUGAGAUCUCCGAGUCCUUCCGGGUGGAUCUGGGCAGGUUCCUCGUGCUCGGUCCGAGUCGGCAUCAUCAGGCGACUUGCCUGGCUGGGCAGACUUGUCAGAUGCACAUCCCAGUCACAGGUGGCUCGGACUUUGACCGCCUGCUGCUAGCAGAAACUUGUGGAGCGACCCGCAGCAAGAGAAGGCAGCCCUUUCCAAUGAUACCAGAGGUUCACAGAUCCGCACCAGACGUCCUGUCCGUCAGCUGGGGCACAGCAGCUCUUGUGCAGUCAGGUGGUGAGUACCAACUUUGCUGGUGUGGGCAUUCAUGUGGCGAUACAUCCAGUUUCAUCUCCACAGCGGGCAGCUUGUACUUGCGAGGCCCUGCACCCCUGCAGCAGCAGUUCACAUGCCUCGCAGGUCAAAGCUGUUCCUUGGAGACCUUGUCCGGCUAUGGCAUGUCCAGUGCUGGAGUCUUGCUUCUCAUGGACACUUGCGCAAUCGCUGCCUCCACGACGUUGCAGUUUACACCGGGCGAGCCCGAGGGACUUAUCAGUGACUAUGUCCCUCUCGCAGGUGGAAGCUAUCGUCUCUGUUGGUGUGCGCUUCUUGGGAGCACGAAUUCCUCUGGUUGUGACUUGCCUUCGUCUUUCCUAACUGAUGCUGGCACAGUGCACAUAAUUGGUCCAGUGCCGUUGCAGCAACAGUACACUUGCGUCAGUGGCCAGACAUGUACACUGCUGGGGCUUCAGGGUUCCUCCCUGCAGCCAAGUGAUUCCUUCGCAGUUCUGGACACAUGUGGAAGCCUGGAUGCGUGGCCGCUCAAUCUUGUUAAGGUGUUGAACUUGCAGCCUGAUGGCUUGACUGUCAGCUGGCGGGAAGAUGCCCUCUCCACACCCGGGGGGCAAUACCGACUCUGCUGGUGUGCCACCGGUGCACGGUGCCAAGAUGCAAGCUCUCUGCGAGUAGAUUUCGGAAGUCUGACGUUGAUCGGACCAGAGCAAUUGUUCAUGGACCGCACAUGCAUCAGUGGCCGAACAUGUUCGUUCGAAGGGCUGAUCAGUGGCUCAGGGCUGCUUGUUCUUGAUACCUGCGGCUUACCAUCAGUGGGCAAGAGAUGGGAUGGAACCCCAACGAGAAUGCCACAUUUCAUGAGCCAGCUGGAGCACAUGGAAAUCGAGGGCGAGCGAGUGACUUGGGGCAACUUGCAGUUCAGCGCAGCUGGCGGAGCGUUUCGUCUGUGUUGGUGUGCAGGCAACAGCACAUGCCUCGUACCCGAGGACUUUCAGCUGGACAUCGGCCAGCUCUUGUUGAUUGGUCCAAGCUUUGGACACACGCAGUCCUGCAUUUCGGGGCAGGUUUGUUCCAUAUCUCGCGUCAAAGGGUGGCAACUGUCCGAGUCCGACAGGAUCAUGGUGCUGGACACGUGCGCACAACCUGGGAAUGCGACGCAGAUUCCUUCAGCUAUUGUAGGCUUUGCAGCCGAUGGUAUGAGUUGGUCUGCAGUCCAAGAACUCAAUUUGACGGAUGAAUUGCGUGGCUCCACUUACGGUCCACUGAUGCGCUUCGAGCUGGCUGGAUACGUCAGUGCGCAGGGUGGGAGGUAUCGGCUCUGCUGGUGCGGAGCCUCGGCGGUGUGCUCUUCGUCCGAGGACUUCUACGUGGACUUCGGGGAGCUCCAACUCCGGGGACCUUCGCACCAAAGUGCGACUUGCGUCAGUGGACAACCCUGCUUCCUGAAUAAUCUCGCUGGUCACUACGUGCCAGAGGGUCAAGUUGCAAUUUUCGACACUUGUGGCGCCCACGGUGUGGGAUUGGAUGGUGCCGGCCUCAGCGAGUCAGUGUACACAUCUCGCGAUCUCUUGCUUCAGCACCAGCGCAUGGUUCUGGCAUCUUGCUGUCCACAUUGCAACUACUGGCUGUGUUGGUGUGCAGGCUCGGAGUGCCGGUUUGUGCUGACUUUCUGUUUGUGCGCGUCAUGCGGAGCCUGCGAUCUGCGAGGGGAUGUUUGCUCCAGCGCGGAUGAGUUCAUUGGCAUUGGCCGCUUCACGUUGCAGGGCCCCGCACCCCUCCAGCAAGACCGAACUUGUAUCGCGGGUCAAGAAUGUGAAGUGGAUGCCUUGACAGGCCUUCAUUUGCCAAGUGACGGUAUGUAUGCCGUUCUGGACACCUGUUUCGCCCUCAGUGGCAAACACCAUCGUUGGAAGAUGUUGGAUGUUCAAUGUGAUCAAGGUGGCCGCAACUUGGUGCUUUUCUUGGAUCCCGUCGAUGCCCCGGCCUCAGCAACGUGUCAAAUGCAGGGGGCUCUUUUGGGCAGCUGGCCUUUGCUGAAGGGGGGUGGCGAAGCUGCAGCUGGUAAAGUCUGCCGCAGCGUAAGAAAUCGCCAGACCCAGACAGCAUUCGAGGAUUUUAUUCCAGUCGCCCUGCAGUCCAAGGCAGUACCGACUGUGUUGGUGUGCCCCCUGGGUGCGUGCCCCAAGCUUCAACAGCUCCUCGGCAUAGCAUUCUUUAGCGUCCAUGGCCGCACUUCAGAUGUGUUGCUCGAGGCAGCGCAAGCAGCUGGAGCAACGGAAGCAACGAAAGCCUGGGCACCCAAGUGUCUCUUGGUCUCGGCGCCUGCGUACUUUCCCACGUAUCGCGUGGACGUUGGUUCGAUGCUGGUUGCGGGUCCAAGUCCCCUUCAACAAGACAGGACUUGUAUUGCAGGUAGAACCUGCAAUGCAGAGCGGAUUCAUGGGCAGAGCCUCAGUGCCGCGGACAGACUUCAGAUUCUCGCGACUUGUGGUGGGACUUUGCCGCUGCGCUUCCCCAUGGACGGACUCAUUGUACCCGACCUCAACGCGUCUCAGCCACUCAGUGGUAUGGGGCUUGGGUCCGAGAUCGUUUCCGCACCUGGCGGCCUGUACAGACUGUGCUGGUGCAGUGGCUUGAAGGCGUCCGGCUGCUUGCGUGGCACCGACUUCCAAACUGAUCUGGGCGCCAUGACCGUAUUGGGGGUCAGUCCCCACCAGCAAGACAGAACGUGCAUCAGCGGCAGAGUAUGCGCUGUAGAUUCUUUGCGGGGAUAUGGCCUGAGUGAGUCUGACAGCUACAUGAUCUUGGACACCUGUGGUGAAGCUGUCACGACGGUCGGCAUUGGUAAGGCAAGCUCGAGCUCACAUCCGAGGAUCAGCUGGGCCGAUUCAUUGACGGCAGCCGGAGGCGAAUACCGAUUGUGUUGGUGCUCAGGACUACCGUCAAUGCCGACGGAUGACUUCAACGCUUCCAACACAUCCAUCGUGACAGCAGGCAGCAGCAUGACCGGAAACGUUUCCGUAUGUUCGGUAUCUUGGGACUUUGGCAUCGAUGCCGGCAAGCUUCUCUUGCUAGGGCCGGCGCCUCUUUUCCACCGCAGCACGUGUGCGGCGGGCCAGACAUGCGCCAUCAAUGUCGCUGGAACGGGACUAUCACCCGCAGAUCUGCUGUUGGUGCAAGAUACGUGCGGCCAGCUGUUUGCAUCGACUCCUUUCGCAAGCCCAGGCAGCUUGCACCUGUCAUCGUACAACAGCAGCAACAUCAACGCCUCCAUUUUGGAUGCAACUCGAUCAGCAACUGCUGAUCUGGGCCGAAGUGUCACGGCCGGGGAAUAUCGCCUAUGCUGGUGCCAGGGCAUGUCAAACGCGUCGGGCUGCCGUGUCGAGCAUUUCGACGUCGACUUCGGGGUGCUGCAGAUCUUCGGCCCAACCUUGCAGCAGGACCGUACAUGCGUAAGUUCGAUGGCCUGCCAGAUAAGCGGGAUCGAGGGCACCGGUUUGGGCAGUGGUGAUUCUUUGAUGUUACUGGAGACUUGCUCUUCCGGAGCUACGCUGGAUGGUCUUCCAGCAGUGCCCUCGUCAACUCUCUCUGGUUCGAGCUUCGACUGGACUGCCAACUUGACAGAGAUUGUCAUGAGCUCUCCAGGUGGCUUGUAUAGGCUCUGCUGGUGUAUGCGAGGCUAUCCGUGCGAUCUGAUCGAGCACUUCGUCGUCGACAUGGGUGCUCUGCAUGUGAUCGGUCCUGCCCCGUUAACACAGCAUCGAACGUGUAUUGCAGGCCGUGCCUGCAGCAUGGGUCAGAUCUACGGACUUAGCCUAGGCUCGACCGACAGGCUGCAGCUGCUAGAGACCUGUGGCGCAUCCGACAGCAAAGUGCCACUGCGAUUCCCCAUGAACGGACUCAUUGUACCCGACCUCAACGCGUCUCAGCCACUCAGUGGUAUGGGGCUUGGGUCCGAGAUCGUUUCCGCACCUGGCGGCCUGUACAGACUGUGCUGGUGCAGUGGCUUGAAGGCGUCUGGCUGCUUGCGUGGCACCGACUUCCAAACUGAUCUGGGCGCCAUGACUGUAUUGGGGGUCAGUCCCCACCAGCAAGACAGAACGUGCAUCAGCGGCAGAGUAUGCGCUGUAGAUUCUUUGCGGGGAUAUGGCCUGAGUGAGUCUGACAGCUACAUGAUCUUGGACACCUGUGGUGAAGCUGUCACGACGGUCGGCAUUGGUAAGGCAAGCUCGAGCUCACAUCCGAGGAUCAGCUGGGCCGAUUCAUUGACGGCAGCCGGAGGCGAAUACCGAUUGUGUUGGUGCUCAGGACUACCGUCAAUGCCGACGGAUGACUUCAACGCUUCCAACACAUCCAUCGUGACAGCAGGCAGCAGCAUGACCGGAAACGUUUCCGUAUGUUCGGUAUCUUGGGACUUUGGCAUCGAUGCCGGCAAGCUUCUCUUGCUAGGGCCGGCGCCUCUUUUCCACCGCAGCACGUGUGCGGCGGGCCAGACAUGCGCCAUCAAUGUCGCUGGAACGGGACUAUCACCCGCAGAUCUGCUGUUGGUGCAAGAUACGUGCGGCCAGCUGUUUGCAUCGACUCCUUUCGCAAGCCCAGGCAGCUUGCACCUGUCAUCGUACAACAGCAGCAACAUCAACGCCUCCAUUUUGGAUGCAGCUCGAUCAGCAACUGCUGAUCUGGGCCGAAGUGUCACGGCCGGGGAAUAUCGCCUAUGCUGGUGCCAGGGCAUGUCAAACGCGUCGGGCUGCCGUGUCGAGCAUUUCGACGUCGACUUCGGGGUGCUGCAGAUCUUCGGCCCAACCUUGCAGCAGGACCGUACAUGCGUAAGUUCGAUGGCCUGCCAGAUAAGCGGGAUCGAGGGCACCGGUUUGGGCAGUGGUGAUUCUUUGAUGUUACUGGAGACUUGCUCUUCCGGAGCUACGCUGGAUGGUCUUCCAGCAGUGCCCUCGUCAACUCUCUCUGGUUCGAGCUUCGACUGGACUGCCAACUUGACAGAGAUUGUCAUGAGCUCUCCAGGUGGCUUGUAUAGGCUCUGCUGGUGUAUGCGAGGCUAUCCGUGCGAUCUGAUCGAGCACUUCGUCGUCGACAUGGGUGCUCUGCAUGUGAUCGGUCCUGCCCCGUUAACACAGCAUCGAACGUGCUAUAGCGGCCAAUCAUGCCUCUUGGAUGGCUUGGUACAGAUCGGCAGCACGGAGGCCAAGAUCUUGGUGCUGGAGACGUGUGGAACAUCCGCUCUCGUCAGGCCACCUUCUGGACAUGCUAUCCCAUCCAGUAGCGACACAUCGGGCAGAGCGGAUGUCACUGGUCAAGUCCGUUUCGCCGCGGGUGGCCUGUACCGGCUGUGCUGGUGCGGCCAGCUGUUGCAGGAUGCAAAUGCCACAGGUAUUCUGGGCAAUGCAAGCGAGCAGUGCACGCUGGCGCAGAAUUUCGGAGUUGACAUGGGUGGCUUAACAAUGCUGGGCCCGGCACCUCUGCAGCAAGACAGAACUUGUGUGGCAGGUGGGAGCUGCCUCCUUGAAGGCUUCCUGGGCACUGGCAUGGAAGCAGGUUCCUUGCUACUCCUGGAAACUUGUGGGGUCGCUGCUUCGGCAGACUUCGGAGCAUCAGGAAGACCGGGUCAACCAAGGGGCCCAACUGUGGCAGCUUUGCUGGCGUCGGGUGCCGCUUUCCGCUGGGAGGCACCAGUUCCUGCCGCCCCUUCUGGAGGAAGCUUCCGACUUUGUUGGUGUGGUGAGAAGCUGCCCCAAAACUUGACCAACUACACGAGCUGUGCCAUUUCGUCCGACUUCACUGUGGACAUGGGAAUGUUGCAUGUCAUGGGACCUCUUGCAGGGGCCACGCAGCAGCAAUUCACGUGCGUCGGUGGCCAGCGCUGCACUUUGGAUCCUAUCAGGGGCCUGGAUCUGCUGCCUGGAGAUCAAGUUUUGGUGUUGGACACUUGUGGCGCUCAGGGUAUACCAGCCGAUGUUUCAGGUACCUUCGUCGUCGGUGGUCUUCGCAAUUCUGUGCUGGUAUGGGAUGUUCAGGCGGCUCCGCUUCCCGGUGGGCAAUAUCGACUGUGCUGGUGUGGGAGCCAAAGCAUGUCCACGUCGAAUCACACUUCCCAGCUACCGGCGGAUUGCAAGACAGAUGCUGGUUCCCUCAGCAUAUUAUCUCCCACAUUGCAUCAGCAGCGAACGUGUGUCAGUGGACAGACUUGCUCCCUGGACGGAAUCACUGGCUACUCCUUGUCCCCCGACGAUGCAAUUAUGGUCCUGGACACAUGUGGAGCCCCGACAGGUGUCAUUAACAUGCUGGUGGAAGCAGCCGUUGUCACACACAGUGGUGCUGCGGCCAGAUGGGAUGCAGCUGUGGUAACCGCGGCUGGUGGCAUCUACCGACUUUGUUGGUGUGCUGGCCUGCGUGGGGAGGAAGGCUACACCAACUCUUCGUCAUGCCAGACUCCAGCGGGCUUCACUGUGGACUUUGGGGACCUGCAUCUUAUUGGACCCAAUCCGUUGCACGCCACUCGCACCUGCAUUUCUGGACUGCCAUGUGUGACAGCGGCUUUGGAAGGCUUUCACCUGUCCAUUUACGACCGCUUCGUGAUUCUGGACACCUGUGGUGAAAGGCUUGCCGUGGUUGGGGGCUACGGAGUGCAACUUGGAGUUCAGGCAAGCAAUGCCAGCCUGGCUGGUGGGACUAUCGCAUGGGACACAGGUGAUGUGAUGGGAGGCCAGUACCGAAUCUGUUGGUGCAGUCAAGAUUUCCAGUGUUCCUUGGCGGAGGAUUUCUCCGUUGACUCUGGGAGUUUAUUCAUGGUUGGCCCAGCUCCGCUCGGACAGCAUCGCACUUGUGUUGCUGGGUUCAGCUGUUCGGUGGAUGGCAUCACUGGCAUGGCCUUGAAUGCAGAAGACACUUACCUUUUGCGGGACAGCUGCCACGCAUCAACUGCACCUCCCGAAGGGCUACCGGAUGCGGGCAUGGCGAUGCGGACCACAAGCGGGGCUGUCCAGUGGGGGGCGGCUGAGCACCAUCUGACAGCGAAGGGUGGGGUUUAUGCCCUGUGCUGGUGUGCUGCACUUCCGGGGGCAUCCAACUCAUCCAACAAAUCUAUGUGUUCCCAGUCCUCUUCCUUUGUGCAGUUCGGUUCCCUGACAUUAAUCGGGCCUAGUCCGAGAGAUCAAUCGAGAACUUGCUACAGCGGCCAGCAGUGUAUGCUCAGCGGUUUCAAUGGACUACAUCUUGCAGACACGAGUCAGGUGAGAAUACUCAGCAGCUGUCGAGGGGAGGAAAUUUCAGGAUGGCCUGAUGACUUCCAGCUGCUCUUGCCAUCAGAGAACUCAAGCGGUAGCAUGGCUGUUCGCUGGGGCACAGUCUCAGCCGCUGGAGCAAGCUACCGCCUCUGUUGGUGUUUCGACGAUUCCUGUGAUUCUCAGGGCUCUUGGAUUGAUUUCGGCACGCUGCAUCUGGCUGGCCCACAGCCUCUGCAGCAGCAUCGAACCUGCGUUACAGGACAGCUUUGUGGUUUAGCUGGCCUCACAGGCUACGCCCUUCCGGCUUCCAGCCAUGUGAUGGUCUUGGAAACCUGUGGUGCCGACACAAGGGGAUGGCGUGCCAGUGACGCUGUCGUGCUUCGAAAUGAUAGCAACAUCUCCUUCUCGCUGACACAGCCAGGAGGCAUGUACAGACUGUGCUGGUGCUCCGCCGUGGACAACCCCUGGUCAUCGAAUGUCAGCUUGACUUCCAGCGACUGCAGUCUGAGCAGUGAUUUCCGCGUUGACAUGGGAGCCCUUCUGGUCAUCGGUGUGGCCCCGCUCACGCAACAUCGCACAUGCAUCUCCGGACUGACAUGCUCGUUCGAUGUCGAUGGACUCUGGCUUGCCACAGGGGACGUGGUUUCCGUUUUUGACACUUGCGGCUCAGAGGCUUCCAAGUACUCCGCAGCCCUGGUUGAUCUGUGGGGCAACAGCACCGGCAACAGGAGCUUGGACAGCAGGGCUGUCUCUGGGGCUACGCUGCGACCCGGCACAAUCCUCGCGUUGAGCGGUGGGUUGUACCGCUUGUGCUGGUGUCCAGGCUCCGUUCGCGAUUGCAUCGGCGGGCAGGAUUUUAAUGCAGAUUUUGGGGCUCUCACCGUGAUUGGGCCAAGGCCACUGAAGCAGAUGAGAACUUGUGUGGCGGGACAAGCGUGUGCGCUCGAUGGAAUCGAAGGGCAGGACUUAAGUCCAGAAGCCAGCUUCGCAGUUCUGGACACCUGUGGCACCGUCACCAGCGCACCAUUCCUGCCAAAUGUAAUCACUCACGAUAGUCGUACCCUGCCCCUGAGCAGGUUUAGGCUGCAAGACUUCUCCACGACACCGGUCGUUGCUGGUCGAUAUAGUUUGUGCUGGUGCCCACGACCAGCCGCUAACGCAUCCAUGGCUGACUUUAACCAGUCAAUGCCUUGCUUACUUGAAGAUCACUCCGUGCCUGCAGGCACCCUGCACAUCAUUGGGCCCUCUCCAUUGCAAAACACUCGCACCUGCAUUAGUGGGCAAGCAUGUGCAAUUCACGGCUUGACGGGUGCCGGGGCCUAUCAUUUGACUCCCGGCGAUCAACUUCUCUUGCUCGACACAUGUGGAGCUUCGGGAGCCUUGCUUCAGCGGUCAGUGAGGCAACCCAUGUCUGCACAGACGGCACUGGUUUUCAGCAGUGGGGUAAUCUUCUCCUGGUCCGAAAUGCAGUCAACUGCUGGUGGCAACUACCGAAUGUGUUGGUGCGCUGCUGGCUUUGAUUGCAGCACUGCUGAUCAUUUUCGCGUUGAUGUCGGGGAGCUGCUUAUUCUGGGUCCAACACCGCUCCUGCAGGACAGGACCUGCGUUAGCGGACGUCGCUGCAACGUAGAAGGUCUGCAACUGUUUCCCGCUCCAAGCCAAGGCAACUCAUCUCUGAAUUCGUCGCUUCUCUCUGUCAUGGUACUGGACACUUGCGGGACCUUCUCUCUGCCAGCACGGCUAGCACCAGCAGGUGGUUCCGAUGGAAGCGACUUGCUCCUUAGUGAGCAGGUCAGCUCCGCAGGAGGCAUGCACAGGCUCUGCUGGUGCGGCAUGCCGCCCUGUGAGAAGGCUACUCACUUCAAUGUCGAUGCCGGGCAACUGCUACUUCUAGGUCCAAGCCCAUUGCAGCAGCAGAUGACCUGUGUCAGCGGCCAGAGUUGCGUUGUGCAACUCAGCUCUUCCACCAUGACCGCGACGGAGAUGUCCAUGCACACCAGUGUGUAUCUACAUGAUGCUUGCCCUGCUUCCACACCGGUGAGCGCAGCUGCUCCAAUUGCAGGUCCGCUGCAGCAGUCUGCUCCUGUCGUGCUGACACCUGCAGGUGGAGUAUAUCGGAUGUGCUGGUGUGGCGCAUUGCAUGGAAACACAUGUGCUCCGAGUGAUUACCUUGUGGAUGCCGGACAAUUGUUACUGAUUGGGCCGUCGCCUCAUUCACAAACUCGAACUUGCAUUGGCGGUCUUGCUUGCCGGUUCCACGACUUCGAUGGGCUCUACCUACAACCUGAGGAUCGACUGCUGCUGCUUGACACUUGUGGUCAGAACUCCUACAUCGGUGUAGCAGCCUUCCUGCAUCCUCCAGGAUCGCAGUCAAACGACACGAAUGCCACCGGACCUAUGAUCUCAGCGGUGUCAGCUGUGUCCUCUCUGCUGCACAUCACGGGGGCAGGCGGCGUGUACAGACUUUGUUGGUGCUCUGCAGGCUUUGAAUGCAAUCUGCCAGAGAACUUCAAGGUUGACCUCGGGCAGCUGCACUUGCUGGCGCCCUCUCUGCUUGGAAAGACUUGUUUGAGUGGACAAGUCUGUCAGCUCGAGGAGGUCUUCGAAGGCUUCGCCAGUGAUUCGAUUCUGGUGUUGGAGACCUGCGGACUGGCAAGUCCGGUUGAAGGCUUUGGAGACUCAGUUUGGAGCAGUGCAAACUCGGAAAUGUUCAUUUCUGCGGCUGGGGGCAUUUAUCGAAUAUGUUGGUGUGCUGGCGGAAGCUUAGCCCCAAAUGCCCCUUGUCACAUUCCGGAUUCUUUUGACACGGAUUUGGGUUUCUUGAUGGUCAUCGGACCAUCCCCGUUGCAGCAGUACCGGACCUGCAUCGCAGGCCAGGCUUGCAGGCUUAGCCCUUUGCUUGGGCAUUUCCCGGCGGGAGACUCCGUGGACUCCUUGGGGGCGCUUGCCAUACUUGAGACCUGCGCAAUCGCGAUCAGCCCAGGGCUUCGGGCCCUGAGUUCGUCAGGUGGCUUCAAUGGAUCACAGUCCCCAGGCAGCCUAGUUCCCUGGGACAUGGCUGAGAAUGCUUCGGAAGUGCAGUGGCUCCAAGAAGGCGCACUUUACAGGCUUUGCUGGUGCUUGGAUGCGCAAGGUUGCAGCCGCGUGGAGGACUACCGAACAGAUGUCGGUGGCCUGCUGGUGGUUGGCCCUAGUCCACUCCUUCAGCUUCGAACUUGCAUCAGUGGACACUCUUGCGCUUUCGACGGUGUGACGGGACUGGGUCUUUCAUCUUCAUACUACAUCUCCCGAAUUCGGCUUUAUCAGGACGGUGCGACAUCUCACGACGUCCGCGUCUGGGAACUCUACCACUCGGAGUCUCCGAACGGUCCCUGGAUCAAGGCCUUCAAUGGAGCCGCAGCCCCUGGUGUGGGUGAGCAGGAGUUUGGGGGCUGGUCGCCCUCAGCCAGCCCUUACUGGCGCUUGGUCGUGCUGCAGACCUACUCGGGCCAGGAGCCCCGACUACGUGAAGUCCAAUUCGUGGCUGAGGGAAAGAUCGUACGGCUAAGCUCCAGCCGGGUCGUCUCAGCUUCGGGACUUGUCCACUCUUCGGGAGGUGUCAGCUACCCUGCGAGCAAACUGGUUGAUGGCAAGCUCGAAGACGACUCGCGUUGGAUCCCUGCGGGCCUGCCUGCAGCCUACAACAAGUGGGAGGUCGUGUUCGACGUCAGAGGUGGUGAUGCUUUCCUGGUGAUGGAAACCUGUGGCUCUGCUGCCCUAGUCGACGGCCUUCCCGGCGCAGGGCUUACCGAGGAAGUCACAUCAACAGGCGCCCGUGUGUCCUGGGGCGCUCUCACUGCGAUCACUGCACGGGGAGGCCGAUACCAACUUUGCUGGUGUGCGCGAGGCGGCGCCUGCUUGGAUCCCGUCGAGGAUUUCCGCCUGUCGAUCGGAAGUCUUUCCGUUGCGGGCCCGCACCUCAACGAAGCUACAUGUUCAAGUGGGCAGACUUGCGUCAUAGAGGCAUUCCGCGGCCAGGAUCUUGUAGCAACGGACCUGCUCAUGAUCCUAGACACUUGUGGUAUCGAUGCAUCGAUGGGUGCGCUAAUGCGGAAGGUUUCCAGUCUCGGAACCAUUACAGUUGUGGAGUCCAGCGAUGCCUCUGCAGAGUUCAUGCGGACAACGCAGGCAUCCGUUGCAUUUGAUGGUGAACUCAUCUGGCCUGGUGGGAAGUAUCAGCUCUGUUGGUGCAGGCCUGUCUUAGCGUCAGGUGCGCACUGCGAGUCGCCUGCAGACUUUAAGACAUUUGCUGGUAGCCUUCAUUUGUUUGGACCUUCUCCCAAUCAGCAGCAUCGAACGUGUGUUAGCGGGCGCGCCUGCCCUGCACAAGCUGUUACGGGAUAUGGUCUGUUUGCGGACGAUCGAGUCUUACUGUUGGAGUCCUGUGGAGUACGCAGUGUUGUCGACCGCUUCUUCGCAGUGGACAGCUGGCAAUUGAGCCAGGCUCUAAGCAGCACAGCGAAUGAGACGUGGCUCUGGAAUGCGACGACACCGCCUGAAUCAGAGACUCUCGAGACUCUAGAGAUGUUUGGCUGGGGAAACAUACCCAUCACCACCGCUGGGGGCAGGUACCGGAUGUGUUGGUGCUCGAGGCAUGCUCGGUGCUCAGAGCCUGCCGAUUUCAGCCUGGAUUUCGGGGAACUGUUGGUAGUUGGUGCAGCUACCAGCCAUGGUUACACCUGCGUCUCGGGCCUUCCUUGUCAGAUUGACGGCCUUCAGGGAGAGAGCCUCGGCAUGAAUCAGCAUCUUGCCGUCCUUGACACGUGCGGCGUUGCCAUGGAUACGCUUGUCAUGACAGGGAUGUUUGACGGCUCAUCCUUUUCCUGGGGCUCCACGCCCAUCCUUCUUGCUGGUGGCACAUACCGCUUGUGUUGGUGUGCAUCCAGAGGCCCUGUGGAUUUCCUCAACCUCUCAAACUCCUCGGCUUCCAAUGCCUCUCUGGGCUCCUGUUCCAGCACUGACGACUUCGCAUUGGAUGUAGGCAGCCUGAUGUUGCUUGGACCGUCGCCGCACUUUCAGUACUUGACUUGCACUUCAGGCCAGAAAUGUCAAUUUGACAUGCUCCAGGGAUUCGGUUUGACUGAGACCGGCUAUGUGCGCGUGAUGGAGACAUGCGGCGUCCUUGCGGCAGCGGUGCAACGAAUGCCUGUGCAAGCCAGCAUCCUUCCGUCUACGGGCCGUUCCGCAGAAGCCAGCUGGGAUGCACCGACCUCUGCAGCUGGUGGUGCCUAUCGGCUUUGCUGGUACUCUGGCGCACGGAGCUUCAACCUUACCAACAUGACAGAUGAGGCCAGCGACCUUGCAUUCAACGUGGACUUUGGCACUCUGCACCUGCUUGGUCCUGGACCUCUCCAACAGGACAGGACGUGUGUGAGUGGACAGACUUGCAGGGUAGGUGGCAUUCAGGGUGCAGGAGCCGAGCUCGGCUCCUUCCUAGUGCAGGAUACGUGCGGGACUCUUGGCAUCCUGCCUCGCUUUACAAAUGCAGGCCUCAUGGACUCAGCGUUUGACGGGGAAGUAUCCUGGGGGGCAUCCAAAGUAACAGCAGCUGGGGGCUUGUAUCGCCUCUGCUGGGCAGCCUUCCAGUCAGAGAACUUCAUUUCAGCGAUGGAGUUCAACCGCACAUGGAACGGAAGCGACAACUUCACUCUUGUGCGGCUGGCAGACACGGCAGAUGCCACCAAUGCGACCGACAACAUGACCAGAACCAUCAUACCGGACAGGAUAGUGGAUGUAGGCCAGUUCACCCUCGUUGGUCCUGCCCCCCUAGGACAAGACUUCACUUGCAUUGCUGGCGAAGCCUGUGACCUUCGCCCGAUCACAGGCUACCACCUGCGUCCGAAUGAUGUCUUUGCGGUCCUUGAAACUUGCGGGGAGAUUUCCUCGGCCGCGGAAAGCACUACAACGGUGGGGUUCGAGAUUCCGAGUAGUGGUGUUUGGCGUGCACCUACAUUACCAGCAGGUAUGUAUCGGCUGUGCUGGUGUGCAGAGCUGGGUGCCGAAGGAUUUAACGUCAGUGGAUACAGCAACUUCAGCCGCGUUUCCUGCAUGCUGCAGCAGGAUUUCCAGGUGGAUGUGGGGCAUGUGUCUGUGCUGUCUCCAGAUCCAGCUGACCAGAACUUGUCUGCUGUUGAUGUCUCCUUUGUUCCGAGCAACGACACUCAGGCAGGGGAUGCGGAUUCCAAAAGCUAUGCAAGUUUGCAGGAAGACCUGUGUUUGGCAUGUUGUGAAGGGUAG
Symbiodinium sp. CCMP2592 is the source of this 57981-nucleotide messenger RNA. NCBI's taxonomy places the organism in Eukaryota, Dinophyceae, Suessiales, Symbiodiniaceae. The record is from the annotation of a GenBank genome assembly.